Molecule: messenger RNA, 47355 nt
Organism: Porites evermanni
Lineage: Eukaryota; Metazoa; Cnidaria; Anthozoa; Scleractinia; Poritidae
Source: the annotation of a GenBank genome assembly
GUUGCAGAAAGGCAUGAUGUUAUCUUGAAGUUGAGGUCAGAAGUAUCUUCCUUGGACGAUAAACACCGAGAGGCUGUUGCCCAGGUAACACUUGAUUGAAGUCAAAGUAAAUGCAAAAAUUUAGCAGCCUGUUCGUUUGAAGAUAUUUUUUAUUUCCUUUCUUGGUUCUUUAUUUUCCCUUCAGGCCAGCUGGAGAGAUGAAGGACUGUUUUAGGGGUCCAAUUUCUCCUAUUUGCAGAAUCAUUUGCAAAUGAGCAAGAACAAUAGAUUUUGCUAAUUAGCACUUAGAUUUUUCCAGGUGUUUAGUACAGUUGCUUGUUGCAGAGUUACUUUGAUAUGUAUAACCUUCAAAUUUCGAGAUGAAGCAAAAUAAAGGCACGACUUUGCGUCGCCCUCUCGGGCCAGGUCCCCCCGCGCGAGCCUAAUCCAAAUCGAGGCUGAAUGUUGAAAAUUGCUCAAAGUAAAAUUUUGAAAGUUUUAAAAAUAACUCUUCCGAAUAUAUGCACCCACACUGGUAACAGUAAAUUGAUAUAGUCUCUCUGAGUAAAAAUCCCCCAGGGGGUUAUAUUAGAGAUCGGUCCUCAAGUAAAAAAAAAAAUUCAUUGUUGUAGAAACUAUCACCGACGAGCCCGGAUGAGAAUUUGUAAAAUAAAUUUCCAUAGAUUUGCAACAACCUUAUGAUCUACAAUAUGAACUAUAAACUGACGUAUUAGCUAUAAAUCUGGUUUACCAUAUGUUGAAUGGUUCCUGAUCUCUCGUCUUUGCUAUCGUUGACUAUUACUGUUGUUAUUGUUUUGCCAUUUAUGAGGUACGGUACUUUGUUUUCAAUAAAAUUAUUGCUGGUCUGUUAGAAAUCAUGCCCCAAUAUUAAACAAUUAUUGGAUGAGGUUUUGAUAAUACCCGGAAUAAUCCCACUUACCGGGACCUUGGUUAUUCCGGACGCAAAAAAAAACAAUCUAACCCUAAUAACUUUUUUUUUUUUAAUUAAAUACAUUAUUUUCAAGAAAAUAAAAAACACAAUGUCACACGAAAGACAGUUUAACAUUGCGCUUGGAAAUCAUGGAUUGUGCGCGCAACCUACAGAUUUGUCAGCUAUCUGCUAGCAGAUAACCAGCUAAUCUGUAGGUUACACUGAUUUCUAAAAUUAACUACAAGCUCUUAGCAAAUGAGAAGGACGAUAGUGAGUACAAUAUUAUGUGAUAAAAUUUACGCUUUGAAGAUUACUGACACAAAUAUCCUCCCGAUUUUAAAACGCAAAUAUUCUUCCUCCCUUGAAAAUAUAAGCCCCAGGGACUGUUUUGACUCUUCUGUAGAAAGUAUGUUAUAAGAAAGACUGCAAAGUGGUCUAUUUAUUGUCGUUGCAAAGGCCCAGUUUUACUUUAAAUUCUGCGCUUGAUUUAUCACAGACCAUUACGUUUCAACGCCCCAGCCGCCAUUAUCAUUCUGAACAUAAUAGUUCUAUUGUCGAGUCCGCGUCGCUUUGGGAAAUUUAUUGUUUCUAAUUUUUAAUGGCCGAGAGAACAUCUGUAUUGUUUGCAUAAUUUUCUGCACCGAGAUAGCGUCCCUUGAAACGCGUAUCAGCGGACUUCGAAGUUUGCGGAAGGAUUGUCGGGUUUUGUUUGUUUGUUCCCUGUGAGUUGGCUAAGCUGUAAUGGUGUUUUAAACUGGUUUGUUUUUUCUCUUUUGAAAAGGCCGUGAUAGAGAAAAGCAAGGUAUUUUAUUAAUUUAUCCGUCCGUUCACUCUGGUGAUUGCGACCGCGACCGCGACCACGACUUUGAGAAGUCUAAAUAGAACUGUAAACAAACUUUCUUUGAAGGUUCUUGCAGUCAAGUAGUUUUCUCAUUUGGCCCAGCUAUGUGAUAAGUUUGUCUCUAACAUGGAUGUUUUGUAUUGAUGGUUUGUACAAGAAUAGCGACCCUAAUAUCAUUGACAGGCAAACGCUAGUAGACUAAAGAUUUGCAAAAGAUAAUGUUGUGUCAGCUGUUGCAUUGUUGAUUGAAAAGUUCUUCAUGGUUCUUCGUCAAUCAAGCAGAUGUAACAUUUGUCAUAAUUUUUCUUUCAAGUAUACGAUGUUUGUAACAAGUGUUUAUUAUAUUUUACAGCUAUCUCAUCGAAAUAAUGUGAUUCAGAAACUGCGGAACCAAAACAAAGAAAUGACAGAUACGGUAUGACUUAUUCUAUUUUUAUUUGGUUAACGUUCUAAUAACGAACAACAAAGAUUGAAUGGGAUUUUUAUGUUUACAGACCAGUCACUUGUUUGUCAUUUAUCUGUAAUUAUUCUUUAUAUUUAGCAUGCACUCGAUUGUAAAUACAGUUGACGCUUUUUAAUUCUUUCGAUUUGUCCAUAGUGACAAUUGCAUUACAAUUCUAGGAUUUGCAAUUUAAAUACUAAUCCUUCACUUCUCUUAAACAAGCUUGAAAUGCGUAACAUCCAAUACGAUAUUCAUUGAACCCUACAUUCACCAGUGAUACAAGAGUUUACGUAAACUUCACCUCUGUAAAGUUCACGGAAGUUAAAUUCUGUUCCUUUUCUUAGGAUGGUUUAAACUCUAGUUGGUAUAAUUUAAAAAUGGUGUUUUAUGUUUUUUAGAUCGAGGAAUACAGCCGCAAACAAGCAGAGCUUGAGAGUAAACUUAAUGUCACUACUAAAAGAGUAAGUGAUUAUAAGAAAUCAGAAAUUCUACAGCCAUUUUGUCAAGGGGCGGUGGAGAACUGGGGCGAAGCGCUUGUAACGAGGGAGGUGAUUGUGUCGAAGCUGAUUCUGUUAUCCUUGUUUUUGUAGCUCUCCGACUUGGAAAAUCGCUUAGAGCGGAGUCAAAUCAGCAGCUUGGAAAAGUCAGAUCAUCUGGGAAAAGUGGUAGAGUAUAUAAACAGCAACCUCUUAAGACAGAUUUACAUGCCGUUGCCACGAUGGCAGCAUACCGCGCAGGGCUUUUCCCGUCCCAGUUUACAAGGAGAAAGCACUGACAACGAGGUUGCAACGGUCGGUUAAGCAACUAGCCUCCAACGCAGACAUUUUUAGGGCUCUGUAACGCAACGUGAGCCGGGAGUGCAUGAGCUAUGAACGUCUGCAUGGGAGGCAAUCAUACAGUCGAACCUCCGUAGUAAGGUCACUAAAUGAACAAAGUCAAGUGGUCGUAUUAUUAAUGUAGAGAUUGGAGAGAUUCGGCUGUUUAGAAUUGCAGACUCUCAGGGAUUGUUAUCGUUCCGAUCACUGAAAAGUGGUUUAUUUGCAACUUUUACGACGUUUAGACUUUCUGUCAGCGACCCUCUGGGUGCUAUUCCUUAUCUGUAGUUUUUCAGGCUUUCUUUUCGCAACUGUAUAACUUGCGUCUUAACCUGCAUUGAUCUCCCUUGCAUUUUUCUUCAGUCCGCGGUUCCAAUAUAUGAAUUUCACAUAUCAUUCAUUACAUUUACGGUUUUGUUUCACAGGUUGAAGGCAAAGACUCAGAAUUGCGUGAACUGAAGUCCAAGCUAUCAAGUCUGCAAGAUCAGCAUGAACAAGCCCAGUCUAAGGUGCGAGCCCAUUUCCGCCUUUUUUCUUUUGUAAGCACGCCUUGCUGUUACCGUGGUGUAUGGAGACCCAACUGAGAUGGGGUCAUAACUCUUACGUUCGACAUAAAGAUUUACGAAAAAGACCCCUGUCUUUCGUGGUCACUCUUUCUUGCAACUUGGGAAUAUUUUUAAUAGACGUUUUUACCGAUACGGCGGCAAUAUUGAAUUAAUUCGAUUUAAGGAGUAUUAUAGGAUGCCUAGGGGGCAUGAGCACAUUUCGUUUGUAUUUUCGAGCGCUUUUCGGGGCAUCUUUUCUUAAACUUUUGUUAGAAUAAGAUUGUAAUGGGAAAAAAGAUCCUUGUGCCGAGGUUAGAUGUAAUAAUGAUCGCCUUUUUCUAGUUUAGUAUUAGAAAUAUGGUGUUUCACUGUAUAUUUCUCGGGAAAAAGGCGAUCAUUAAUUAUUACAUCAAAACACGGCACAAGGAUCUUUUUUCCCAUUACAAUCUUAUUCUAACAAAACUUUAAGAAAAAAUGCCCCGAAAAGCGCUCGAAAAUACGAACGAAAUGUGCUCAUGCCCCCUGGGCAUCCUAUAAAACUCCUUAAAUCGAAUUAAUUCAAUAUGGCCGCCGUAUCGGUAAAAAGGUCUAUUCCCCACUUCAUAAAUUUCAGGGAGAAUGGGUACAAACUUUAGGCGCAAUGAUUUCUGGGAUCUUUAGGGUAGACAAGCGUUAGUUAUGAUUGGCCGAUGACCGAUGGUAUUCAAGGCGACCAUGAACCAAUCAUUUGUAAAGCUUGUCCACCCAGAUUCCAGACAUCGUUGCGCUGAAAGCUUGAACUCGUUGAUUCCCCUUAUAAUUUCUGGAGUUGGGAAUUCCGUCUUUAAGGAUCAUAGCUUUCUGUUGACGAGGCCGUCGUGUAACUUGACGUGUUACUUAAAAUCGUUUAAAAAACAACAACCAACCAACCAUUGUAUUUGCUAACUUAAAUAACGUUUACAAAAAUAGAACUGCCCAGAAUAACAGUGAACAAAACUGGAGCCAUACCGCUAUUACUGUGUCUUUUGUAGCCUUAAGAAUCUGUAAUGCUGUUUUUGUUGGUUUAUUGUGUUUGAUUGUCCGUUUUGCCUUAAUGAGAAAAAAAGGAAACAGAUAUCGCUUGUUCAUUUUGCGACAUUCCUCGACGCUACCUCUGGUUUCCCCGCGAAAUGACGUCCGAGAAACGACUUCAGAAAUUCCAUGCUGAUGACAUGUUACUACCCAGAUCUGGGUUGUGCUUCUGAUUGGUUGGCCGCUAGAGAAAUUUGCCUCAACCAAUGAGAAGUACUAUUCAGAUCUGGGUAGUGACUCGUCAUCAGUAUAUAAUUUCUGCAGUCGUUUCUCAGACGUCAUUUCGCGGUGAAACCAGUUGUGACGUCGCGAAAUGUCGGCUUAUUUCUCAGGAUUGUUCAUAGCAAUUAAACAGCAAGAUGUAAGCUGGGUGGCAAACGCUUUGAUAUGAAAAUAAUCUUAUGACGUGACUUUUCAUGUGUAUUUUUAUUUCAAGAUAAAGUUAUUCGUUUACACCCUUAAUCAAAUUUCCUGGAAUUGAGUCCAUAGCGUUGCAGUUGUUUUUCCAUAUUACUGAAAUAAAUAAAAGAAACUGAGUUACUUAUGCAUUUCCCUUUUGUGUUUAAAGGUAUCUCACCGCGAAGAAGCCCUUCAAAGGCUACAAGUUCAACAAAAAGACUUUGUCGAGGAGGUAAAUAUUAAUCAUUAUCUUCUAGUCAUUGUCUUGUCUUUUACAGGCUGUCACUAAGAUUUGAAGUUGUUGAGUAAAUACAACAAGUACUGUAGAGCCGGUGGCCGGAGGGUGAAACAGUUAGGGAUUUCUUUUGAAUCUCUUGUUCUUCUAUUUUUCAAUGCAAGUAGCCGGGGGAAAUCCAUGGCCCUCGGCCCUUAAUGACAGCCCCGCUUCCACGUAACUUUUACACGGGUCUUAAAGCCGUUGUCAGGCAGGGAUGGGAGGUCAUCUUCAUACCUGUUCAUGAAGGGUACCGUAAAUCCUCUCAAACCCAGUUGAAGGGGGGGGGGGGGGGGGGGGUAAUGGGGACGGGGGGGUUUUUUAUUUUGGGGAAGAGAGGGUGAUAGGUGUUCUGAAAAAACUUCAAAAAAAAAUGGGAAAAAAACAAGAAAAGGGUGGGGGAACACGCGGCGAGGGGCACAAAAGGAGAGUUGAGAGGAGGGUAGGAACCGAGGUGGACGAGGGGGGUGGGGGGGGGGGGGAGGGGGGGUAUUAAUUGGGAACGGGGGCUUAUUUAAUUUGGAGAAGACGAUGGUAUCAGUUCUCGAUAAAGAUCUACAAUACAAUCUGGAAAAGCUCAAGUACAAGGUUGGAGAUCACGCAGCCGAGGAUCACAAUGAAAUCCGAACUUCCAGUUGGUAUAUAACCAUCCCGGAUCAGUCCGCACGAAGGUUAUAGUCGUGAUUGAUUAAUACAUAUUGGUAUCAAAGGUCCUCGUGGUAUCCGUUCAGUUUUUGUCCGUUUAGAUGGUUCAUAAUCUUCCUUUAAAGGUUAUUAUCGCUGUUGCUGCUUAUAUGUGCUUUUUUAUUCACCUCACUUUCUUUUUCGUUUCUCAGGUUGCUCGUCGCGAGAAAGCCAUUCAAAAACUCGAACUUGAGCUUUUAACAGCUCAAGAAAACCAUCGAAGGGCGCUUGAUGACGUAAGAAAUCGUUUCAUUUUUAACAUAGACUUACGUAGAAUUGUUUAUGAUUAUUAUGGUGAUGAUGAAGACGACGACGACGACGAUGAUGAUGAUGAUGAUGAUGAUGAUGAUGAUGAUGAUAACGAUUAUUAUUAUUAUUUGUGGUUGACAGAUCACUAGACGUGACGACACGAUUCAGCAGUUGGAGGGAGAUUUGGAAACGAGUAGAAAACAACUCAAAGAUGCGAUUGAAGAGGUAAACUUCCGAAGUCGAAGAGCUGUAGUAUUACAGACUUCAAAGUUCAUUUGAUGAUCAACUGCUAUUAACCCAUAAGAAAAGCUCGCAUUUGGUUUCAAACCCACCCCUUUACUUACACAUAUAUCUUAUUCCCUCUAGAAAGGAAGGCUGGAAGCAAAGGUUCAAGCUUACAAAAUUUCCACCCAGAGCGAGCAGGACGUUCUUGCAGAAGAGGUUUGUUGUUUCUCGUCUUUCCUUUCUUUGCGUUCCUUUCUCCAAACCUGCAGCAAACUUACGUUUGGAAGCCUUCAGUCCCCUCCUCUGUUCACUUCUUUUCUUCUCUAUCGCUCGCGUUUUCCUUUUCCUGUUAAUAAAUUGAAUUCUAAUGCUUUGCCCUUCCAGGUCGCCAAACGAGAAGAAGCUAUUCAUAAACUUAAGAUUGAGAAGUUAGCCCUUCAAGAACAGCAACAAAAGGCUGAAGACAAUGUAAACAUUUGAUUUUUGUCAGAACAUUACAUGUAGCUAUGGGAUUUUUCUACGUUUGUACAAGUCUAAUCAGCUUAUUCAUUUAUUGUUUGGUCUCAAUUUGGACACGGUCGAGUUUACAGAGCAUAUUAAAUACCGUAGUCCCCGAUUAACGUUGGUUUACAUUGCGUCACUAAUUUUAACUAAAAGGGCCUUCAGUUAACGUUUCUACCAUUAACAAACUUUUAUAAAAGGUUUUGGGUUAAUUGUUUAAAUCACAAGCUCUAGAAGGUGCCACUGUCCAGUUUUAUACAGUCAAACUUGCCAAAUUCUCUAGUUUUAUCAGUUUUUAAUCGUUUACCAUUUUCGUCGAAAAUGACACAAAGGACCCAAGCGUGGUCAAAUAACCUAGGGAUAAUUUUUCUUUUUUUUAGGUUCGAGAACAUGAACGCUCUGUAGAACGACUUCGACAGCAGUAUGAAGAUUGCCUUCAAGAUGUAAGUACAAAACUAUAGAUAAGGCCAAGCUGAAUGACAUGAAGUCCAAAUCUGAAGAAUACACUGAUAAGGUCUCACGUCGCUUUUUUAUUCUUUUCUGCUUUUCUUCUUCGCAAUGGUAGCUUCCGGUUCCAGGGCUUGCUCGUAUGGCCGAAAAAAACAAGAAGCGCAAGGUGUCAUGGGAAACCAUUAACAGGGGAAAACCGGAAAAUCCAGUUGGAAAAUCAAUGGUUCGCUUCAUUCCGUUUAGAACUAACUUCAAAAAUCGUGGACUGUGAUUUAACGCGAUGCAAUUUUCUGCUCUCUUUAGUCUGUUCAGCUGAUUUGGAUUUACUUUGUAGCGAGUCAUUCUCCCAAUGCGUCAAAUGUCAUGUUUUUGCACAAGAUUUCCACCCGGGUGGUUUGUGUAAAUGGUAAGCACCCCCAGGACACCUCGCGCACCUCCGCGCCGGGCGCAAUCUAGGAAUAAGCAGGGACGCCUGGAAACGAAGUCGCCGGUCCAGAGACCGCUUAUAAAACUCUCUAGUGGUUUGACCAUCCCUGACUUCACGGCCAGUGUUCUCUAGAGCUAGAGAAGUUCCACCAAAUAGACGUUAGCGUGUUUUACCAAAGUCCGAAUGUCAUUUACGUCAGUCUAAAUCUAAAUUUCUCUGGGUUUCUCAAGUUCCAGAGCAUGCGACCCAGUUGGCCUGAACUUAACGAGCAGUGUUAAAUUGAAUCUGAAUUGUGAUGGCUACUCAGAAAAAUAGCACGAUUUAAGCUAAAAAAAAAACUACAGCAUUUGGAGGGGUGCUUAGUGUUUAGAAUCAUUUUAGGUAGGUUUCUAUAAACAGUUGGGGGCUGAGUGAUAUUUUAUUUCUUUAUUAUUGUUAUUAUUGUCUUUAUAAUUUUAGCAAAUUGACUUGCUUGGAUUUUGUCCCUUAGCUCGAACAUUACGAAGACAGCAUCCGGGAACUUAACCUGAAAAUGACGUCACUACAAGGUGACCGGGAUCAGAAAGAGCACGAGGUAAGCUAGUCGCCUUUUUUUGUUGUUGUUUUUGCUCCCGCGCUUUGCACGUGUCACUCAUCCUGAAUAUUUAAGUAGAAAAAUGCGUUUAUCUUGAACGUUUUUCUUAGUCUGAUUUCGUAACGAUCUUGAUUUUUCAGAGGCAAAUGUCACAGAACCUUUUUCAAUUGAAAUAGCCCACUUUUGGUAUAUUAAGAUUCUAAGAUGACUCCGUGAUUUAGGGUCAAAAUUGCAAAUUUUUCACGACUCCAUUGUCUCGCAAUUACCAAAAGAGACUUUAGCUCAAAGAAAACCAAACCAUAUAUAGAAAAAUGUCCAGAAAGCCUCGGAGUCAUAUCGAACGUGGGCUAUUGUAAAGCCCCAGGGAAAAAAAAAUUACCCAGUAUACGCUCGAUCGUGGCCUCUUGAAUUUAUACUUUUAUACUCUCAAGGAGCCCAAUAUUUAUAACCCUCAUGGUUUGUUUUUGGGUUUCCUCACUGAAAAACCGUAGGUGAUUUGAACAAUUCCUUUUCAAAUUGUGUCGUUGUUUUUGUUUGUUUUUGGGUUUCCUCAGCACAUUUAUUUGCCUCCGUUUUCCAGUAUUCUUGUCCUUUGUUUUUGUGGUAAAAAUAAACUAAAAAAACUGAAAACCAUAGGUGAUUUGAAACAAUUCCUUUUCAAAUUUUGUUGUUGUUGUUGUUGUUUAUUUGCUUGUUGGAUUGAUCGAUUGUUUGAUUGAUUGAUUUUACAAAGCCAACAAAACUUUAUUGGAUAUAACUUCCCAACCUACGGAACCUUGAAUCUUCUUCGUAGGUUUUCGCAAUCUUUUUAGCCAUCUGGAUAUCCUGGCCGCAUUAUUAGAAACAAAACGUGUGCAUUGAUAUAUUAUAUUAUUACUUGUUAUGUAGGCUAACAUGAAAGAGGAUAUCAUUCAGAAUCUGGCUUCAGAGAUGGACGAGUUACAAGAACAACACAGAGAUGUUUUGGCCAAGGUAGUAUCCUCGCAUUGUCUCUAUAGUUACAAAUCACAAGUACAAGUGUGUUUUUUAGCUGAGUGCGUAGACCCGAAAUCGAUGAAAUAACGCUGGCCAGUCAAAGUAGAUGGAGACAAGCGAAUGAACCAAUCAGAUCUCGAAACACUUGAACCUGACACCAAGCGCGGGAAAGCGCUUGCGAAGAAGUUGCCAUUGGUUUUGGUUUAAUUCUUGAUUAGUUGAAAACUGAUUGGUACGGAAAUGUUGAGUCAAUCAAAACGAAAACAAUCACAAAAUUAUGUUCAAUAUUUAACUUUUCGAAAAAACUGAAAUUCUUUGUCUUAAUUGGCUGUGUCUUCUCCCAUUCUCCUAGAUGUCCAAGAGGGAUGAAAUGAUCGAUCGUCUGAAAUCAGAAACAACUUAUCUAAAGGAGCAACAGCGUGACAAAGAGCGAGAGGUAUUUUCACUUAUAUCAAUCAACACGAAACGUGGUUCGUUAUAGUAGCGAGUUUUAGCAACGACGACGGCGACGGCAAAGAGAACUUCGAAAAAGCAAGAGGUUUAGAUUAGCAAAGCAAAAAUUCUGCACGUGCAUCACGCUGUUUUGUACAUUUCUUUGCCGCCACUGCAUGACUACGACGUGAAAUUUCAUGUUUUAAGGAGGACGUAAAGAAGCGACGAUGUAUUUUUCUUUCUCUAUUUAAACUUGAGUUCGGUCCCAAAAGAACACCUCCAGGAAAAUUGGCCUACAUUUGACAUUUUCGGCGAAUUGGAAUAAAGGCGACAAAGUUCAUUUUAAAAGUGACGUUUUCGCUUCCGUCGCCGUCGUCGAUGCUAAAGCUCCCUAGUGUCCCUCCAAUACCGCGCGUUCAAUACUUUAAAUCUCACCACAUGCUUACGUCUAACCUUGUGGCUCCGCUUUCGGUUAGAGCACUGAAGAUCUUACAGUUGCGCGUGGGACUGGCCGGUCGGUGUUGCGUCCAGUUGCAUUAUGGGCAUCCUUUGGGUAACAAAUUUUGACCCAGCUUCCUUUGCAACUUCUUUACAGCCAAUGAAUCAUGCAAGUACUGGGUUAGAAACAUUAUGCUAGAAAAUUUGAACAUUAUUCUUUGGAGCGUCACCCUCAAAACCUCAGCAUUAUACCUAAAACUAGACUCGAAAAGUAGCAGAUGCUCGACUGAUCUUGGCUAUAUUUGAUGCCCUUUUCCAUGCCUGCUGACAGAAAAAUACCUCCAUAAGCCUGAAACACAAUAUCGUAUUGCAUCAAUUACAAAUUUCCAAAGAGUGAACGACGAGUAAUGCUCAAAAGCACUCGAAAUGUCUUCUCUCAAAGGAAGUCUCCAUCUUUAGGAUACUCUCUGAUCAGUUUGCAGCCUCGCAUGAUGAUGCAAAGGCACAACUAGGCCUUGAAAGUAGCAACCAAGCAGAUUUCUAGGCAUUGCAAUGCUGUGAAAACCAAAGCAAGCGAUUUCUAGAGUUCAUUCCACUUAUUCGUAUUCCGGAGUACUGUCAAUCGAACACGCCCUUAGUUGUCCCCUCAUCCCCUAUAACGACUGACGUAACAAUCAACAACUUCUGUGAAAACUGUUAGUCUUUAUUGCACGUAACCUUCUGGGUUUAAUUCUUAUUCUCCUCUUUCUAGAUAUCUCAGCAGCUGGACGUAAUAAGCCGGCUUGAGCGUGACUUGAGUGAAAGCAGUCGUGAUCUGGAAAACUUGAAUGAGAAAGCAUCUGAGGAUGUGAGUGAAAAGGAAGGCGAACCCUUCUUAAAUAACAAUACUUACUUCCAGGAUUAGAGUCUGAUUCUGCUGCCCCGGAACGCACAAAUCCCGCUUACACAUCCUUUACGAAAACAUAAACUCUUUAUAGGGGAUUACAUCCCUUAAUCGCAAAAAAUAUCAAAAGUAACAGUAUAGCCUUCUAGGAAAUUCUCUAAUUCACUUUCCUGGCCUUUUUGUUGGUUUUAUAUGCAUCUCAUACGUGAAGUAUUUAUUGUUUUAACAUAACACGUUACUUAAUUUCUUUUUAUCGCGAAAUUUCUUCUCAGUAACCGUAUUUCACAGCUCUGCAUCUCGAAAAUACGAAAAAAAGCCGUUUGUAAUCCACUACAAUUUCCUCCAUUUUUAACCAUCAGUUAUAGUUGAUAUACUUUUAUUACUGCUUUGUUUUUUCCUGUCAAACUAAUAUUUUGAAAUUUCCUCUAACUUCAAGAUAAUUUUGUACUUUAUAACUUGAAGAUUCAAAAUGUCGUCAGAGAGUUCAUUGAGACGCCCCAUCUGACUUGACGGAAGUUCUAUAUUUUUAUACAUUUUUAGUAUUUUUGUACUAAUGCUUAUCUGUGGUUUAUUAUUGAUUCACAUUUUUUGACAUCUUUUAAGUUAUUUUAGAAAAGGAUGCAGUUUUGUGCAUUCAAGACCAUAUAUCUUUCAUGCAUAGCUCUAGACCUGUUCUCAGUUCUUGGUGAUUUUUUAAACAAUUGAAAGCGACUAAUAUUGAAAUUAUAUCUCAAAAAUAAAUAUUGAUGAUCUUAUUUGAUAUAGAGGCUUUUAUGAAACUGGAAUAAUCAGUCAAAGCAACAAUAAUUUAAGACAGAUGUAUAAGUAAAUGAUUAAUAUAUCGGAUCCGAUUAAUGAUUCUAACGCCUUGAAAGAAAAAUAAAGAAAUGUAAGGUAUGUUUUAUCAAUGAUUCAAAUAAAUACGUUUUUUAGCAGAAGGUCUCCUGGUUAAUUGUUGUCUUUAGAAUGGCAACAUUUUAAGACCAUUUCUUCUGCUUUAGUUAGAAGUGAUCGCCAAGUCUUCUUUAGCUUUUGCUGAAAGAUAUGGUCUUGAAUGUUGUUAUGGUAACAUACUGCCCUUUUCGCGUAGCAAACAAACCUCUUGAACUUGUCUCUUUUGUUUUCCAAUGUAGCUCGUGUGGCAUUCUCUAGUGAUUUCUUAAAUUACGCGUACAUUAAUAAGCAGGUAAAUAAGACCAAAGUUGAACGAAACAGUUCUCUAGAGGAUCAUCACAUGACCUACAUUGGAAAACAAACAUUGACCAGCUAAAGACGUCUAUUAGCCUUUCAGAUGGUACUGUUUUUUUUUUUUUUGCUUAUUUCUUCAUUGAAUCGCGCACUGUUUUCCCAGUUAUUCCACACUGGAAGUCGGGGGAGGGGGGGAGGGGUACUGGUUGGAAAAGGGAACGCUUUUUUGCAAAAAUGUUGCGCCCCAGCGCUCAGUAACAAUUUCGCGUCUGACAGACGCCUCGCGUUGCCCUGUCUUAUAGGAAAACAAAGGCUUCUGUGGUUAGCGGACGUGAUUUAUCUCUCUUUUUUUGACAGAUUUACGUCGUGAACACUAUUUUGACAAUCGAAAACUUUUUUUUUUCUUUUUGGCGUUUAUUUCAAAGCCCUAGCUUUACCCUCAUGAACGUGAACAAAAAAAGUGAAAUGAGAUAUCUUUUAUUAUGUAAAGGUCGAAGAUAUAACAGCUUAUUCUGUUCAAAUAAGUCUCUUUGUGGACGACCACGAUCCUCAAGAGUCCAGUUUGGAUUUCCUUGAGCAGUUGGUCCCAUCGGUCCAAAGCCUGAAGACAGUAUCGUUCCCAGGAUCUCUCUUCUUCUCGUCCACAGGGACGAAAAGACAGGGAGAAUCUGGGUACUAGAUUGGCCUUAGACUAUCAUGAAGGCGUUUAAUCAAACUUUAUGUGCGCCCGACGUUGCUGUUUUUAGGUAGCAAUGAGAGAUAAGAGAAUUAAGCAGCUGGAAGAUGACUUCGCUGACACACAACAGCAGUACACCGAAUGCUAUGAUGAGGUUAGUCACGCGCAGUGUGAAAUAUCCUGCAAUCAGGCGGUCCUUCUCCCCUUUAAAUAUAAAAAAAGAGCGCCUGAUGGCAGGUUAGGUGUGACACAGCGGGAAGGUGGUCAGCGUUUAUUUAGUGUUACAAAUACAUGCGAUGUUUUGUAAGGUGCUUCCAAGCUAUAUUUGAAAAUGAACUGGUAACCUCAUUUUUGUGAUUAAACAUGAAGGAGAAUUCCCCCCGUUCUCUGACUGGUGGGUAGUGGCUUUUACUACCUCGAUGGAAAAUAUUAAAAGCAAGGAAAUCUUAGGAAGUUUCGGAAGAGUGCGAUAUUCCAGUUGAAUGUUUUAUGAAUAGACAGACUAGGAGUCACGUUUAAGCCAAACGCUUAACGUGAAGUUGUACCACGUGACCAAGUUUUCCUCUUAAUUGCCGCUUACGGUUUAUUACUUCUACUCGAAAAGCAGUUUCACGCCAGUUUUAUCCAUAAGAAUUUUUCUGGACAGUCUUAUUCUGCUUAUUUUCUAUUCUGAGAAAUUCUCAACUUGAAUCUGACGUUUGCCGUUUGCCAUAAACGUCACUCUUAAUCUUCUAAUCUUCCGUAUUCGACCAUACCUAUUUAUUUUCUUACGUUCGAGUCCAAAAGGGAUCUGUAGAACAUUCCUACAUAACAGUUAGUUUGAGAUCUAAAGUAAACGAUUGAUAUUGAUCGCAAACAGAUCCUCUAGACUAGAGCAUGUAUCUGUACAGACGUGCUUUUUUAAUCUUUCCAAAACACCGAGAGAGUUCGGCUAUUCUUGCAACCAUUUCACAUUUUGCACUUCUAUCUUGGGUGCGCGUGCGUUGGAUUCUAUGCGCGUUCUUAAUAUGACAUCACGACAUUUAAGUGACGACAUAAUUACUUGAAAAAAAAAAUAAGAAAAACAGAUAAACAAGAAAACCUGAAAGUCCGUCUGAGUAAGUGUACACAUGGCGACCGCAAUCCAGUUAGCGAGACAUCAUCAUGCUCUGGUAAAUUUACAAACUGAACUUUCUCAGUUGUUUAACUAAUCAUUUUUUAGUUAGUUUUUUUCAGAGUUCCAAAAUUGCAUUGCCUCUUUAGUGGUUCACAAAAUCAUUUUCUCGACGGUAUCUCGUUUCCUUACUUUUCUGUAGCAGAGAAAACAUUUUUGCGCCUUUAUUUUUUUUGCUUGAAAACCAAAUUUCUGCAAGAUUUGUCUGAGUUGAGAGUUGCUUUUACUUGCCUUGAAGUUUCUUUCCAAAAAAGAGACUCAUUUCUUGCGACGAGCAUGUUUUUAUUUUAGCCACUGACGUACAGGAAGAAGCCUGCGUCUUAAAACUAUGUUCCGGCAGAUUGGUAAAGUCCCUGGCUUCUUCUUUUGCGGUGGCAUGAAUUAAAGCGUAACAGUUUUACUUUAGUCCAUAUUGAAAUGUUCCAAUGACCAAAGACUCUCGGAUCACGGUUGUGAUGUAUAAUGUUUAAAAAGCGAGCGUUUGUGUGCGAGCGUUUGUUUGUUCUUGUGCAUGUAUCUACUGUUGAGCCAACCAUGAAAUAUAAUGUUAAAACCAUUUGAAGCAACGGUACUAAUUUCAGAAUUUGUUUUCUUUAGCUUGUGCGCCAAGAGGAACUCAUGGCAAAGCUUCGAGAUGAAAUAUCGUCGUUACAGGAUGAUUUGUCUAAGGCCAAUGAUCAGGUAUUAUAACAACCAAUGUAACUACCGGUAUGGUUAACAAACGGUUACUAUGGUAACCGUUGUACUACUUUAGACGGGAAAGUUAAACCCGAGACUACCGCAAAUAUCUUUGAAAAAGAGCUGAAAUCUGGUGAAAUUGCUUUGUCAAAUCUAAGAAGAGCCAAACGAUUACCUUUUCAAAAUUGUGUUAGGGGAUGUUUUGGGUUUCGGGGUUUAACAAGGGCUAAUUACAUCUUCGAACUCCGGUAGUCUGAUGCCCUCAAUUGUCAUCCAUCUCUAAAACAACACUAAGGGGUUUCCGAGGAAAAGAGAUUCAACUUUCAAUUGCAGCUAAUGCCAGCUAAUGCGAAGGUCUCACAAAUAACGUACGGGGAAAGUUCGUUAGAUAGAUGGUAAAACAACGUUUUGUUUUUAGUUGGUGGAUUCUGAAGAAACUGUUCGCAACUUGGAAAUGGAAUUGGCCAUGUCACAGGAAAAGCACAGGAUAUGUACUCAAGAGGUAAAUGCUUUAUUAACGUUCCUCCGAUCUUUCUGUUGUUUUCAUUUCUUAUAUUACUCUUCUUAUUACUAUGCGUCAGGGACGCAGGACGCAGAGGUAACAAAAUCAUUGAGCGGAUGGGCGUGUGGAACCUGACUGUUACCCUUUAAAUCAUGGCUUGUUGUUUUCUCCUCUGUUUUAACUUUUAAAAAUGAAAAUGCUGUUAGAAACGGGAGUAAUGGUAGUUGAGAGCAUUCGCCUUUCCCCAAUGUGGCCCAGGUUUGAAUUCCGUAGCGACGCCAUUCGUUUAAGUUUAUUUUUCAGUGCUUCUCGCCCUUGUUCUUGUUCCUUGCUCCGCCUUCUUGUUCCUGCUCUCCGGGUGCUCCGGCAUUCCCCUUUGCAUAAAAUUACAAUCAGUUCGAUGAAGAAUAGUAGACGAAAAAAAACAAUGUGGGGUUGUUUUGCCACAAGAUCAUUAUCUAUUUAUUUAUUUACUCGCAAAGUACAUAGCUUUAAACUUUUGCAUACGUUAUCGCAACGCAGGUCGCCAAGCGGGACGAGACAGUUCUGAGCCUGCAGUCCGAGCUGGAUGCAACUCAACAGGAGUAUGAGACGUGCAGUGCGGAGCUUUCAGAGAGAGAAACAGAAGUAGCGGAAAUGAAAACAAAAAUAGGGCAACUGGAGGCAGAAUUAAAAGGCUUAAAAGCGCAAAGAGAAAGUGAUGAAUCUAAGGUACGUUAUAUGAUAAAGUGAUUGUUUUUGUUAUAAUGUUCUCGCUGAUAAACAGUCCUUUUUCAAGAGAAGACCUCGACAUUAAAUCGUUUUAAUUAAUCAGAAGAAACACUCGCACAGAUACCCUCCCAACAAAUAUGGGCGUAAUCUUCAAGGCCGGCUCUGCGCAUGCGAUCACGCNGGAUGCAACCCAACAGGAGUAUGAGACGUGCAGUGCGGAGCUUUCAGAGAGAGAAACAGAAGUAGCGGAAAUGAAAACAAAAAUAGGGCAACUGGAGGCAGAAUUAAAAGGCUUAAAAGCGCAAAGAGAAAGUGAUGAAUCUAAGGUAAGUUAUAUGAUAAAGUGAUUGUUUUUGUUAUAAUGUUCUCGCUGAUAAACUGUCCUUUUUCAAGAGAAGACCUCGACAUUAAAUCGUUUUAAUUAAUCAGAAGAAACACUCGCACAGAUACCCUCUCAACAAAUAUGGGCGUAAUCUUCAAGGCCGGCUCUGCGCAUGCGAUCACGCCCUCCCUAUUUAUUUCCUUAUCAGUGUGGCUGAUAAUUGUUUGGCUCUAUUGGUGACCUAACAGCCUCUGAAAAACAAAACAUGAAUCUGAUCAAGCUGAAUGAGAACGUGAGAGUGCGUUUAGAGGACUGAACGCGAAUGCAGACGCUCAAUUUUUCGCACUGCCAUGGUCAUUUUUUAAAAUGAAUUUAGGUCUGCGAACAAAUACAACCUUUCCAAAACGGCUGUUUACAUGAGCCGGGCUGGCUGGCUCUGCCGAGGUGAAUUUUAUCUCGGCAAUUACUAUGAUCCCGGUAUCACGCUAUCUCGAUACCGGUCGGAAUUCUAGCUCACCGGACUGGCUGAGUUGUCAUGCAAUCACGAAGUUGAUUUUAAUUGCGUUAAAUUCACGUGCCGUGGUCUUGGUAAAGUGAUACGCUCACUGAAGUACUUACUCGCUAUGAAGGCUUUGCUGGAACUGAGGCGAUGAUACACGAUACUUUUUAGGACAAAAAAUGUUGGCACGAUGUGGAAACAACUCGAAAUAAUGUCCCACCAAUGUUGCAACGCUGUGUUGCGCGCUGAAAAUCGUCGCUACAAAUCGUUCCAUGCAAGGUCACCUUAACAUUUUCAAGGUGAAGUUUAGUUUCUGCUUUAUUGAUAUAUUUUUAUAGUGUUACGUUGGAACGUGCUUUAAUAAGCCUUUUUUGUAAAGAUACGUGUUCUAUCUUUCCCCCAAAAUUAAUAACAUCUUUUCCCGUUGGCCGCCGUUGUGGAUAGGUUCGACCGCAUAAUGUUAUUUGUUUUACAGAAUAGUGUUCUUCGUUUACAGAUGGACAGCGAUGAGAAAGAAAUAAAACAGUUAAAUACUGAUAAAGCUCGACUUAUGCACGAGGUUCAACGAUUGAUGCAAACUAUCGAACAUCUUGAAAAUACUAUGAAUGAUUCUGAGGAGGGACAUUUGUCAGAGGUAAAUUAUGCCAGUCUUACCCCCAGCGUAAAUUACUUUCCUUCUAAUUAGGGUGAACAAAUCCAAUUGUGUUAGUGAGCUCAAGCAAAGACGUUUUUAAGCGACACACGUGAACUGGAAAUGGACUUCUUGAGUUCUUGGGCAAUGCUCUCACCUAAAUGUUUGGGCAAAUGGUCUCUAUAAGAAUAGCUUCAUACCUUUUACAUUCAUAAGAAUUUUUUUUUUCCGGUCUUCAUCUGCUGACUUUCUAAUUUGAAAAAUUCUUGAAAAAUCAAGUUGACCGUUUGCAAACUCUCAAACUCUCUAUUACUCUAUUGUGUUCAUGUUGUUUGUUGUUGUUGUUGAUUUUUUUGUCUUGUUUGUCUGUUUUUGUUUUUUUGCUUCUCCAUUGUCAAGGCGUCAAAAGGUUUAUUAAUUUCCCCUCAGUGUGAAAGAUUGUUUCCUUUCAUUGUAGAUUAAACGGCUCAACACAGAGAUAGACACCCUUGGGGCUAACCUCACUGAAGUAAUGCAGAAAGAAAACGACACUGCUAACAAGGUGAGGUAUUACGGUUCUCAUCAGCGUACUGAAGGUAUACAAAUACCGUAAACUGCCGCUCAUUGAUAACCUCCUUAGUUACAGGCCUAUCUACCUGUAACCAAAAACAAAAUACUUCUGGUUGUAAGCCCCACCGGAUAUAAGCCCCUCUCCAGCUCCACUUAUACCCCCCCCCCCCCCCCACGCCUCUGAAUUCGAUUUAUUAUGACGUUUUGAAGCUUAGUUAAAAACUAGUAAAUGUAUUUUUAGUGUAAUUUCAUCGGAACUGCUAUAUCUUCUUUCAAAGCACUUUGUCUAUUCUGGUUAUUACUUAUAAUCCCCCUCGGAUAUAACCCUCUCCAUUUAUAAGUCCUCCUAAAACCCUUUACGAAGAUUUAUAAACAACGCAAGGCUUAUAAGCAGCAGUUUACGGUAUAUAUAACGGAGUGUGACAAAAGAAACAUGUGGAAAAACCUAGAGGGAGAAACACACGCCCUUCCCUCUCUUUUAUAGUGCUCACUGAAUGUCUUCCUUUUAUGUGCCAUCCACCUUCCUUUACAUUAUUUUGAGGCUUGGCUUGUACUGGCUUUCAUUUCAUGAUCAGCUACUAUAUCUGGAGUAGGCCCAGAUAGUCUCCAUCUUAUGUAUAACCUCGGAUAAGGACGAAAAACCAUAGGUCCUCUCUCACAGCACUUUCACUUAUCUGGUUCUUGAGGGACGUAAUAGAACCCACACCACUGUUCAAAAAGAGUAGGGAACGUAAAUUGGGGCCCCGCUCUGUUGUGUGUUCCGCAACAUAUGGUUGAAAUGAUAAUGAAAAAUAAUAAAUAAAUAACAGCUGCCUUAUAGGCGUUCACCUCGAGGUAUAGCCUCAUUAAUUAGGGACCUUAGAAGUAACCGAAGUCAACAGCGAGUGCACAGGAAAAUUCUUUACUGCACGUGCGUUUUAUGUUUGCGAUAAAAAUAACACCCAAUGGCGACAUUNGGAAAAACCUAGAGGGAGAAACACACGCCCUUCCCUCUCUUUUAUAGUGCUCACUGAAUGUCUUCCUUUUAUGUGCCAUCCACCUUCCUUUACAUUAUUUUGAGGCUUGGCUUGUACUGGCUUUCAUUUCAUGAUCAGCUACUGUAUCUGGAGUAAGCCCAGAUAGUCUCCAUCUUAUGUAUAACCUCGGAUAAGGACGAAAAACCAUAGGUCCUCUCUCACAGCACUUUCACUUAUCUGGUUCUUGAGGGACGUAAUAGAACCCACACCACUGUUCAAAAAGAGUAGGGAACGUAAAUUGGGGCCCCGCUCUGUUGUGUGUUCCGCAACAUAUGGUUGAAAUGAUAAUGAAAAAUAAUAAAUAAAUAACAGCUGCCUUAUAGGCGUUCACCUCGAGGUAUAGCCUCAUUAAUUAGGGACCUUAGAAGUAACCGAAGUCAACAGCGAGUGCACAGGAAAAUUCUUUACUGCACGUGCGUUUUAUGUUUGCGAUAAAAAUAACACCCAAUGGCGACAUUAAAGAUUUGCGUAGAGAGUGAACAUAGCCCUAUGUUUUCCUAUUUAGUCGGAAAUGCUUUUUCUCAGGGCCUAACGAUAUAGCUUUCAAAUAACUGAUAAUCUUGAACGGUAGUGACCCUACCGUCUUAUCCAAUGCCUUUUCUAAGCUCCGAAUUAAGCAAGCCUAGGCUCCCUGUAUAGAAUAGUUUCUUAUUUUAAGCCGAUUCAGUAGCUAUCGAGACUGCAGUAUUAUUCCCACACUCUAAACUCGGAAAGGGAAAGUUUAACUUGUGCUAGUCAGCCAUUUCAAAAGUUUUGCUAAUGACAAAGUCAAUUCAAAUUUCAGCUACUAGAAGAACGCGAGACCAAUAACAAGUUAUCCCGUGAGUUACAGCACAACCAGAAAUUGAAUGACGAAUCUCUUGAAGAGGUGGGUGAAAAUGCACGAGGAGUUUUAUAAAAUACGUCAGGGUAUUUGGUGUUUUAUCCAUUGAUGAACAAGCAUUCGUCUUGUCAGUACGGUAAUAAUAUAUAAUUAUAAAAUAUUACAAUUCUAUUAUUUACAUAUUUUUGUUCAAUCCUGAAAAUACUUCGCGCGCUGUGAUUGGUCGAUGUCCAUGCUCUGCUAGAGAACUCACAAUUUGUGGUAAAAACAUCAGUGACACACUCGCCUGCGGCACGUGUGCCACUUUUUUGUUCUUACCACAUUUUGACGUCAUCUGUGCAUGAUCUGUUUUUGAACAGAAGCGGCAACAUGGAAUCUGAUUGUUUAAGAUAUACCAAGCAAACAUUACAUGGGUUUUAAUAUCUCGUAUCUUCCUUCUAUGGAUGGGUGCCCAUUGUUAAACCGAACAAUCCUUAUUUUCCACACGGCACAUUAGUAAACCUUUUCAACCUGGCCCUUAUGUAAAAUAAGGUGGAUUUUUUAGUUAAUCUCUUGAGCAUGUAAUUAUUUACCUUGACGCCCUCGUUGCCUAACUUAUUUCAUGUUACAGAUCGAGCGUUUAGAACAGAAAAUCAGACGUCAAGAAAAGGAUUUAGCAGAAACAAGCAAUCAAGUAAGUCGAAGGGGAGAACAUUUUUCAAACACUGUUUUCAAAAACAGUGCGAAAAUAAGUUGAUUCUUUGAUUUCAGGGUUUAAUUUUUCAAAAUUUGUUACGUUUAUAUUUUAGGCCUCGAGUUUAAAGGAAAAGCUUAAAGAAAUCGAGUCACAGAGCCAUCAGCUACAGAAAAACAUUAACUAUUAUAAAAGUCAAUUCAAUCAAAGCGUUACCCAGGUAAUAAAGAAAUAUUAUUUUUGUUCUUUUCUAGUCUCUGUAUACUACUGGUAACAAUUCAGUUUCCUUUUCCGGCUUUACCUGACGAAGACGUCUUUUUCUCUUUUGAUUUUAGGUCAAUCGAUGUGAAUCCACGAUCAAAAAUCUGGAAAGAAGUCUUAAAGAUGCUCAAGAACAGGUAAACUGUCGCACCGCGCGAUUUUAAGUUUAAGAAUUUGGUUGGCAAAAUUUAAACUCGAGUUUCUUAAAGGUGUUCUGGAGUUUACAUGUACAGGGGAAGUUGAGACGUGAGGGCUUCGUGUAGGCAAUUAUGCUGAUCGAGGAGGGUGAUAUCCGCCGAACCCGAAGGCUGAGCUGUUGUGCCCUCUGCAAUCCCUCCUUCUGAACUUAUCCGUAAAAGUGACUCAGUUUUAAAGAAAACUGGUUUCCCAACCUAAUGAUCUUCUUUUGAAUAAAGAAGAUGAGGCAUUGAAAAUCGAAACAUGCUGUUGGGAUUCUCUUCUCAGUCUCUUGUUCAGUAAGGUUGGCUUCUAGGAAUAUUAUGUUAAGUAGCGGAGCUAGUAGAAUGUUGCCUAUUUCUAUUCUCCACCAAUGAGAUUUAUCGUGACCGUUUUAAGGUUGUGAAACGAGAGGAUGAAAUUAACCAACAGGCUCAAGAACUGGUUGAGUUGAGGAAAAAUUACGCAAGUGAAUCAGAAAAGGUGAGAGUUGUGACCUUUCUUUCUUUCUUUGUUCUUUUUUUUCGAAAGCGAUGAAAUUGUUAAAACUUUUAAAAGGCCCCGCCAACACGUAAUCCAUGAGUUUUAAAAAGUGACCCAAUCUUUUGGCAUGUUGGCCUUUCGUCAACGAAUCGGACGUUUACCGAAAACAUACUGACUAUUUGAAAACGAUCUUCAGAGGGGAAAUUUCUGAAAACUCCAUUGAUCAAACAUUGAGAGGAAAAAAACCAUAAUCGUUAUUAAAAAAUACCCGUUUUUAAACAGAAACGUCAUUACUUGUGGAUGGGCGAAACGAUUCGAAAAAGAUUAGUGUGCUCGCGAAUUUUCUUGAAAACAGAAAAAAUAUACAUGCUUUUUCAAACAACACGGAUACGUGUGGAUGUGGCCUCGCACGGCACCUGUUGUGAACUGUAUUUCUCUGCGAAGCAACGGGACUUCAAUGGCAACGGAAGCUACAAAGAACUCUUACGACAAAAUCCUGCACGAAUUUCCACCCUUAGAUGUAUGACAAUGAUUUCUCUUUUUAGGUGGCCUAUCUUAAUGACGUUGUCAGGCCAAUGCGCAAGGAGAAAAAUCAUGUUGGUCUCCUGCUUGAAGUAUUAAAACCUUUUCAUUAUUAAUGACACGUGGAAAUAAAUUGUUCAAACGCAGCGCUUUUAACUUGACAUUCUUGUUGAGCUUCCCACUUUCGUUUGUCAAUAGAACGCAUUCAAGCCAUUGUGUGUCAAUAAUUUAUAUUCAUUAUUUACGCUUAUUUCGACGAGAUUGUCUGUUUUAUCACCUGUUGCUAGCGUGUGGAUUUAAUAAAACAUUUACACUUGUAGCUCUGAUUUUAUGUAUUUUUUUUUUACAAAAAAAAUCAUCAAAAACGAAGAAACUGAUUAUUUUUCAAUCGUGUGGGAGGUCUAAGUCCUGCCCGGAUUUCUACAAGGGUCCCAAACCUAAACUGAAACUAAAAAGGUAACAAAUAUUAAGUUUGAACAUUAUCGGAUUUAAAAUUAUGUGCGUUUUGAAUUUUUGUGUAAAAGCCAUCUAAGCGUUUUACGGCUUGUACUGCCAGCAUAUGUGACCGUUUUUUUGGAGCAAGUCCGUUUAAAUCUCUCAAAGUUGUUUUGGGUGUUUGAACGGUUUCUUGUCUGUUACAGUGCUGAACAUUGUCACUUUGCUUUAGAAUCAGAAACAAAGUAACGCUAUGGAAGAACUUGAUAGAGAACUACGUCUGGCACAAGAUGCUUGUCAAAGAUUGAAAAGCCAGGUAAUAUAAGUUUGAUUUUGUCUUCUGUAUUUUAGUUCUCGCGUCUAUAAUCUGGACCGUAAACCUCGAUCUAAGUCGCUUUUGAGUAGAAAUCUUACCAAGUAGACUAAUUCUUGGAGUCAGAUUACAUGCAUUCGUUGUUGAUCUCAUUUUUCCGGUCCUUGUAAGAUCUGUAUGGAAAACUCUCCUCUACGAAUUUUUAUAGGCAUUACUUUUUACUUUGAAUUUAUUUCCUCCUACUGCCUCCUCUUUUGGCGAAAUGAAAGCCUUCUUAUCUUCUUUGUUCAGUUUCGGUUGAAUUCACGCCGCAGAUGGAAAGCUUUGAGAAUAGCUACACAACCAGCUGUUUUGCUUAUUCAAAAUCAUGUUUGUCCAAUAUUUCUGUGAAGGUUUUGUUGCAGCAAUACACAACCUAAUUGGUGGUUUUUAAUUGCAGGUCUCGCAAACACUUCUGUGAUAAGUGUCAAAUUUUGUUUUCGAAAGCCUAUUCGUCUUUCUCCAUCCAACUUGAGGUGCGGCAAAAUAUCGCUAUUUACUCGAAAUGAAAUUUGAUUUCAUGUGUAAGUUUAAUUUCGCUUGAAAUGGGUGCUAAAACAGCGUUAUCCACAAAAAUGUAACCAGUGCCCUUUUUAUUAAGCUAUGCUCCUGAUUAAGAAUAUAAUUGUAAUAAAUAAAUAUAACUAUUAAGUAAUAAAGGAGUUUAUCUUUUAAAUUGACAUAUUCAUAUCUACUAUUAAGCGAAAUCGAGAUUUGUUUAGUUGGCAAGGACUUAGCGUGUGAACGCAGACCUAUUUAUGGUCGUCAAUUCUCGCCGCAGACAAGCAAGGGCAAAGCCUAUAGUCUACUAUGAUUACCGAUAGAAAUCAAGAUUGAGCCUUCUAAUUGUUUUUUUUUUCUGUGUCGGAUUUAAGUUCACUGAUUUAAGUUUCACCAAGUAUUUAGUUAUUAGUUUACACCAGACUUUAGCUAUCUAUGAACUGAUAGAUUUUAGCUAGUACAUCAGCCAAUCAAAAUGCGGGGUUUACCAUAGAAGGUGAGGAGAAUUUUACUAAUCAUUACUACAUUUAUAGGGAACUGCACAAGAUGAUCGUGUUCGACACCUUCAAGAAGAUUUGAAUGCAUCGAGAGAAAAAUACGAAAAAUCGCUUGGGGAGGUACGGUUUGUCAGUAAAGGAAGUAGAAAGUUUGUUCCACUUGGAGAAAUCAUGAAAGUAUUCGAUGUGGUGAUUUGUCUCUUUCGCCAUCGUUCUUUGGGUCGUCACGCAACGUUCUUUCCGUUGAGCGUUGCGUGACGACACAAAAUAGGUCGAGUAGGAGACUAAGAAGUAGUGUGACACCUCUUUAUUGCGGUUACAUAUGUUAGGUCCAAACGAAAGGAAAAGAGUGAGCAAAAUGGGCAAAAAGAGUGAAUUAUAGGGAAUUCGAAAAUAGUCAAUAUUGUUUAGAAGUGAUAAGUGAUACUGCAUUAUGUAAACUUCAUAAGGGUUCCAAGGGUUUUUAAACCUAUUGGAUCAGUAAAACACUUCUGAACCACUUCUUUAGGUUCGCCAUUGCAUUUUAUGUGAUUGUUAAAUGCAGCUGUAAAGAAGACUACUUGUUUAUCAAUCACAUGUUAGUCUUAGCUAAGUAACAUAUUUAUGAAUGUCGUAACAAAUGUACUUAUCCUUCCUUUACAGUUUUUUUAAAUAAAGUCGGUUAUGUUCAUCAGUUAGAAAAGAAACUUAUGAAUUCAAAUAACAAAAAUGCCGGUCAGGAAAGUAAAUGGGAAAAGUUUCAGCUAUUCUGCCGUGGUAGUGAGAAUUAGAAUGCAAAAAAGAACUUAUAUCCUAUUUGAUAGUAGUAAUUGUACCUAAACAGUCUUUGUGUCAGCCAUUAUUUAUGUAUAGUAGGAAGUGUAUUUUGUGUACUUGUAGUAGUAUUUUAUCGGUAGAGUGGUUUUCGUUUGAGUGUCGUAAAACCAAAACCAAAGUAAUUACUCUGGCCAAUCACAUAGGACACAGACAAUACAUUGAACCAAUCAGAACUCGAAGUAAUUACAUGUGGCUGACGCAAAGCGCGGGAAAAUGCAUGCGAGCGCGUCACAAUUGGCUUUGGUCUUACUUCUGAUUGGAUGAAAAGGUGGCGCGAAUCUUUUAAGCCAAUCGCAUCGUGUAGAAAGUGNAUCACAUAGGACACAGACAAUACAUUGAACCAAUCAAAACUCGAAGUAAUUACAUGUGGCUGACGCAAAGCGCGGGAAAAUGCAUGCGAGCGCGUCACAAUUGGCUUUGGUCUUACUUCUGAUUGGAUGAAAAGGUGGCGCGAAUCUUUUAAGCCAAUCGCAUCGUGUAGAAAGUGCAAAACCAAUUACUUUUCGACACUCAAAUGAAAACCGCUCUAUAGAUGUAGUAGUGCUUGUGCAAAAAAUAAAGGAAAAAUUAACAAAAUUAACGCCUUAAAUAAUAACUUUAAUUUGUGUCAACAAUCGCUGUUUACAUGUAUUAUUUGCUUCAUUUGCUACAUCUUCCUUACUUGAAAUUGCUAGAUUUCAGAAAAAGAAGAGAAAAUAAGAAGUCUUCAAAAUGCGAUUCUUGCUGAGAAGGAACAACACGCUCAAAGGGUACAGCAGGUAGGAAUACUGUGUUUUUAUCAUAACGUUAUUUCCCUAGGCCCUGUACAAACUGCUCUUUUUAAUCCCUUUCCCAUUUAUGAUGCAUUUGUUUCACUUUUUACCUCCUGAAAAUAAACGUUAAUUAGUGUCAUAAAGGUUGAAAAAGCGUCUCUGAAAUUAGCAGGGUAAAGUUGUGUUAAGUUUCUUGGUUUAGAUUGUAAUACAGUCGCGGCUGCUUUUUUGCUGUUUCCUUUCAUUUUUAAUCAAAACCUCGCAACCUCUUAGGUUUUCUAAGCUUGCAAACACAGUCGUCCCCCCUCGCUCGUCGCAUCUCUAGCGGCGCGCAGAAGUGAGGAGAGACGAGCGCUGUAUUUGCAGGCUGUGUUUUUCCUCGCCUUAAAUGGAUGCAUUUUUGAUAAAACCAGCUUUAUCUUAAUGCUGCUUCUGUCCUGCUUGUCAAGGUAACUUAUUAUGAAGAGCGAAUGCUGGAAGUGGAAGACGAGUUAGCUAGAGUGAAGGAAGACAGAAGGCAAGCUUCAAUCCAGGUGAAAGUAUUCUAGCUUUCAAUAAGGCUACAAUUCUUGAUUCUGGUUCAAAUUACCAUUUGUUUCCGAUAAUCAUCGGGAUUCAUUCGUAAUUGACAAUGCAAUGACUCUCAGACUCUGUUCACACUAGUCCCGGAUAGCUCAUGCGCAGGGACGAAAAUCAUACCGGACAGGGAUACUGUUCACACAAUAGAACCGUGAUUUUGGUUCGAUUUCUGUAAUGGAGCAAAGCUGCAUUACCAUACCAAAAACAAAGGAGGAAAAUAUAAACUAAAGAUAACAUUGACCCACCAAAUAUACAAGCUAUUCUAAACCUAGCCAUUUUUACCUAAAAGUUAAACUUCAUUUCUGUACUUGCAGGUUACUCGAAGUGAGCAAUUGAAUCAGCAGUUUCAGAAGGAGGUUACUAACCUUAAACAGAAGAACAAAAACGAGGUAACUAUUUUUUUAAACAUUUAAAAAUUAAUGCUAUCAGUCUCAACUCUAGCCUAACUAUCGUAUUUCGGUCGUAGGUUGAGAGAAGCGACGACCAGAAAUACGUCUGCGUUCGCUUACCUGCGAUCAGGCGGUCCUUCUUCCCUUUUUCUUAGGGAGAGAGGAAAUGGAGAAAUUAAAGAACAGCGUCUUUUUUUCCCUUUGCCCGUUCCUCUUCCCCGAAACAAAAAAAAAAACGCCUGACCGCGGGUCAAGGUUUGCAGGCUAUCUCAACCAGGGCGGAAAACAUUUAUCCGCCCUGAUCUCAACUCUAGUUGUCCAGUGAUUCCCCCCUUUUCCAGGUUACCUUGUUUGUUGUGGUGGUAUAUUGUGUGUUUCCAUCCAACUGUUCCGCGUAGGUGGGCCAAUUCAGUGAUUAUUUACUUGUUGUUAACAAGGAUGCUGAACACAGGUCUGUCAUGAGAAAGAAAUAAUUCCUUUGCCCACAAAGAGGUGUUUGAACGCGAGACUUUUUAGAACUUUUGGAUUGCAGCGCUAAGGAUCUCUAUUUCCCAUACAACAUAAACUGUGCGGUCCCCCUACAAUUAUUUAUCCGUACCAAUAAUUAUUUCUUUUAAGAUCGCGAAAAAGGAGGAGAUUGUGCGACGUCUGGAGGGCGAUAUAGCGAACUUACAGGAAACAGUCAAAAGCUACGCUGAAGAGGUAAGAGAGAGCUACUUUACUAUCAGUGUAAGACUAAUUCACUCUGAUGGGAUCCAUUGCCACGUUUGAACACGAGAAAAGAUGGCAAUUACAUUUACGGUUGGUUGGCUAUGACGUUCAAAUGACUCGAGAUGGCGUAGGUACCAUCCGGCAAUGAAAUGCGACAUAUAUGUCGUGGUCUAAUUUUAUCCAAGGUUUAUAUAUUAUGUUAUUUUCCUUUGUUUUUGGUAUGGUAAUUUAUGCUAAUGACUUUGAAACACAGAAAAAUGAAAUUUAAACCAAGUAUAAAAUUAAACCACAACAUAUGCUCCUAUUCUCGUAUAGUCGCUCCUUUCCCGAUUUUUUCCUGAGGGGACGGGGCGGCUGUACACAGUCUAUAUCUUGUGCUUCAUAUUCAGUCAGUUGCAACCUCGUAUUACCAACCUCAGCUGAGUAGACUUUAAUUUUAUAUGAACUUCUUAAAGUCAGUGCGCACAUGUAACGUUGUAUCUUCAUUUUUGAAUUUCAUUUGAACAUUUACAUUGCGCGUGCAUUCAGUUGCUUUUACACCACUGAGAUUGAAGGAGCACCCUCGAAACGUCUGGUUUUUUCCUAUCUUUUCAACACAUAUUUUGAUAAAUUGUCAUUUACUCGAUUAGUUGCGUUGCACAGGUUUUUUCCAAUUUUGACUGAACCCCUCGAAACGCUUCAUCAUCCUCUAUUAUGACAACUCAACGUACAACAAGCUUUUCUUUUCCUUCCCAGGUCGCUAAUUUGAAUGGAAAGCUCACGGCCACACAGACAACGCUAACAACACGUGACCAGGAAGUUCGAACAAAGGAAACUGAGGUUGGUAAUGUAUUUGAAACAAGAAAGGCAGUGCUCACUGUUAGGAGGCGCUCGCGACCCUCUUAUUUCAUCCAUUAUACUACUCCAUGAGAAUUUCUGCAAUUUGAUUGGCUUAGAGCAGUGGUAUUUCAGCUUAAUUUGAAAUACCUACAUGUGAAAAUUACAAAACCUCUGCGGGUAGUAGUAUAAACAAAUAAUAGCAUGAUUUGUACGUGAUAUUUGGCAUAAAUACCACUCGUGGUAUUUCUAAAUUGUCUGAAAAUUUUACUCGCCUAACGACUCGUGAAAUUACGUAUAACAAUUUUGAAAUAUCACGUGUGGUAUUUAUGCCAAAUGUCAAUACAAAUCAUGCUAUUACCUAUACGAUCUAUAAUGUAAUUUGUAAUGUAACGUUAUAGAUCUAUAAUGUUUGCGGGAAAUUUGUCUGUUUUCCGUUUGUAGUGGGUUUUAAAUAUCGAGGUGUCCAAAAUGAGAGAGUUGACUUCAUUAUAUGACCACCAAUGCAAUAACGUGAGCUUUUGCAUGAAAACAUGAUAUCUUCACACGUGAAAAUGACAUGUGAUAUUAUGCCAUAAAAGGUGAUCAAUGCGUUCUUUUACAGAUAUACCACUUCGAGCAGACGACUGCUGAGAUGAGCGACCAACUUAACACUAUUCAGACAAACUAUAAUCAUUUGGAAGAAGAGGUACGUUACUCUGAAAAAUGAAAACUUUGGCCUGCGUAGGGAAGGGAACAAGGACACGCGCGAACGAGAUUGACGCGCGAAAACGUUUUGGGCGCGCGAUAGAGGAAGGAAGGUAGACAGGGAAAGUCUUCUUUUCUCCUCUAAUUGUUGGCUGUUGCAUUCUCGCGCACCGAUCCAGUUCGCACGAGACUUUUUCCCUCCUUCCCUUUCCCCUUCAAACUUUGGCCACGCAGGUUAUAAUAACUUUUGCAAGUUGAAAGUAUGACUGCUGAUGAAGCCGUGAAUAACUUUAACACCUGUUUUGUUUUCCGUAUAACAUAGGGUGCAAAGAUGCGAGCAAGGAUAGUUCAGCUGGAAGAAGACCUUUCAAAUUCUCGACAGCAGUAUAGAGAAACCUCGCAAGAGGUACAUAUGAUUCUUACUCCACUGCCCACUCAUUAGUUAGCUGAAUACGACGCAAAACGUUGUUAGCGAUCAUUUUACUUUUUCAAUUCUGGUUUGCAGUAUGUAUAACAAAGAAUAGGAUAGAGUUUCGACAGCAACAAUACCUGUCUCGAGACACUAUAAGGGAAAUGGGUACANUUCCCCUUCAAACUUUGGCCACGCAGGUUAUAAUAACUUUUGCAAGUUGAAAGUAUGACUGCUGAUGAAGCCGUGAAUAACUUUAACACCUGUUUUGUUUUCCGUAUAACAUAGGGUGCAAAGAUGCGAGCCAGGAUAGUUCAGCUGGAAGAAGACCUUUCAAAUUCUCGACAGCAGUAUAGAGAAACCUCGCAAGAGGUACAUAUGAUUGUUACUCCACUGCCCACUCAUUAGUUAGCUGAAUACGACGCAAAACGUUGUUAGCGAUCAUUUGACUUUUUCAAUUCUGGUUUGCAGUAUGUAUAACAAAGAAUAGCCUAGAGUUUCGACAGCCACAAUACCUCUCUCGAGACACUAUAAGGGAAAUGGGUACAAGCUUUCGGCGCAACGAUUUCUGGGAUUGUUUGGGUGGACAAGCGUUAGUUAUGAUUGGUCGAUGGUAUUUAAGACGACCAUUAACCAAUCACAAGUGAAGAACAGAAACGAAGCGAACGUGAGGCGGAAAGGGAUGGAGUAGACGGUGUCCCUCAUCUCCUCGCACUCUGACUCAAGCGUUUAGUUCUCGCGUUCAUUGAAUAAAUAAUAUGAGAUAAUAGAGCGGGCCUGUGAUUUAUAAUCUGAGAGCAGCUCACUAGUUGUGUCUGCCCCCGUCUUUGCGCGGAAACUAGAAGAAAGGAGGUCGGGUUAUAAGGUUGAAAGGUCAGUGUUUUAUUGUCGUCAUCAUUGCUCUCUUCUUCAGCUUGCUCGCUGUGAAGAAAGACUGGGACUAGUAGAGCAAAGCUUGUCUUCUACCCAAGACCAGCUGAGUGGGCGCGUUUCAGAGGUAAGAUAUUCUGAUCAAAUGUUGUUGUUGUUGUUUUUUUUUUUUAAGAGAAGGCUGGCUUUUGUCGGGUUCCCUCGAAAAUUAUUUUGUAUCUCUUAAUCCAAGUGAUAACUCAAACUUGCGAUGUCAGUGAACUUUUUGGGUCGGUUAUUUAAACGAAGUCUAACUUAGACCGCGCGGUUUACCAACUCUUUGAACCUCCAGAUCUUUUCCUUAGUGGGUUAUUUCAAGUAGACAAAUGCUUUCCUAGUCUACUCCAUAUACUUUCAUGAAACUGUUCGCGAUAAAUGCUGUUAUGUAUUUUCACAAGCCGUUUGACUUUUACCGAAUCUUGCCCCAAAACAAUUUGGAUUCCUUAGUUCCGUUUAAAUGACUGGCCCUUAGUCUCAGUCCCUCUAAACUUUGACUUGUCUUGUGUUUGAAAUUGUCAUUUUUUCGGUUAUUUAGGUCGUUAGGCUGGAAAAGUCAAAUAGAAGGUUUCAACUGGAGCUUAAGAGUACUGGUGAACAACAAGGAAUACAAAAUCAACAGGUAUAACGGCAACAUUGGCGGAGAGAAAACACCUACAUCCUCCACUCACAUAAAACCCGGGCCACAUUGCUGGGAAGCCUGUGCUCUCACCGCUACACCACCGUUGCCCAACUUUGUCAGUCACAUCACCAGAUUUGCGUUUCUGUCCUAACCAACGUUCCUAGAUUUUCGUUUGACGCGAAAGACGUUUCUGAAAGUGACUUGUUUAAAAAUAUAACUCUUCAGUUGCGCAAAAGAACUCUGCGUCGAUCGGGCCACCACGCUACGAAUCAACACAUUGUAUUAACCAUAUUCUUCUUAGCGUUUUCUUUUGCCUUCAUUUGACUAAUGGAGUUAUGUUUUGGUUUGCAAUAGAUCGAAGAACUAGAAGGGUAUCUUGAGCAGCUGAAGGCAGACUUACGAGUGACUCAGCAAAGGCAUCAGGCGGCCGUAGAGGAGGUGGGUGGGCCAAUAAGAUAUUACACGACUUGAUGUUUUCCAUGUAAGUUACAGAAACGGGCAUUCAUUUUGAAAGGUUCCUUUUUCUUGAGGAUAAUUCAGUCAGUUAUCUGAUGCCGAAUGUAUCCUAAUAACAUAAGCCUGUGUAACAGGCUCUAUGAAGUAAUGGGCGCAAGAAAGAACGGAGCGCGUGAGGGAGACACGUGUGUUCGUCGCGCGCCCCGUUCUUUCUCGCAUAUUACUUUCAAGCGCCUGCUAUGUAGGCUAUAAUAGCAUUAACUGUACCUUACAAAUACAACUCAUUUUUUAAAACUGGUGUGCCGCCUCAUACGUGAAAGUAGCCAGGAAAAACGUAAAACGUAAUCCUUACCUGUGCAUCCAAGAAAAUGGCACAGUAGAAACAUAUAACAUUACAUAAAUCUCAAAACAUGCCAAUUAAAUUGUAAAAUAUAUACCAAUAAAAAGGUGUGUGUAAAAAGAUUGGACUGGACUAGGUAGAAUGGCGCGUUCUACUGCAUUCUAAUCUUAUAAAUAGUCAAUAAACGUCCCAUGAUAAUCUGCACGGCUCCCCAGUGUGCACUCAGAUUUCGUCUCAUAAUACUUAUCUUCAGGAAUUUCAUCUUAUGUUUAUUGCUGUCUUGUGUGUUGUUUAGGCGGCGGCAUACGAGGACAAGGCAAGAAGGCUAGAAAUCGACCUAGAGACUGCACAAAAAGAAAACCAAGUGAUUAGUCAGCAGGUAAGUGCAAUCAAGUAACAUAUGUUUGAUGUCUGCACAAAGAAUGGACGAAGAGUAUCUAAGAGAUCUUUCUGCGAAAUCCAGGGUGCCCAGCAUAUGAUUUUAGUGAAGAAAACGUACGAUUUCCUAGUCGCCCAUGAACAAAAAUAGGGCGUCAGGCUCCAUCGGGCGCUGCUGAUUUUCAUGUUUUGAAUUUUAUUUCAGUUUAACGAGCAGCUUGAAAGCGCAAGGGAAUUGGAGACUAAUCAAGCUCAAAUGAGGGGACAGAUACAAGAAGCUCAAAAACAUGUGAGUAAAACAGGAGUCCUUGUUACCCAUCUGCGUCUUAGUUAUUACCUCGUUUCGUUAUUAUAUUGCACAGAGAAACCAUAGAAUCUAUAAAUAAUUAGCAGUUAGCUCUUGACCAUUUUAAAGUUGUGCUUGUGCUAUUCGUUACUUUGGAAACGAGAAGAAACGCUAAAGACUUCUGGGAUCGUAACUGGGACGCGCAGGUAGCUAACAGGGAACUUAAACAAAGGCGUUUUUGAGCCACGCACGUCAACCGGAAGUGAACUUUUUACAUUUCUGAGUCGCGGUUUUGCCAAACUUUUCAGCUAAAUCGUCUCUACAAGUGUAAAGAAACUAAGCAAUACAAAUUUCAUGGCGUCAAGGCAUAUUGAAACGGAAAAAGUCCUCACUUCCGGUUGACGUGCGCCUCCAGUCAAAGUCCUGGAAGUCUUUUCGAAAGUUGACUAGGCCCAGUCUCCUUUACGUUUCUAAAGUGGCGAAUUGCGAGGUUGCGCAGAAACUGGGGCAAAAUUCGUCUGCAAAGUCCCACAGUGCAACGGAACAUAACAGCGACGACGUAAAAUGGCCACUAUUGUGUCGUAGUGUGGAUAUUAGGGAGCUCAAGCAAAGACGUUGUUGAGCGAUGCCCGUAAUAGGUAGUGUACCUUUUGCAUUCUUGGACAGUGGUUUUGCCAAUAAUUUUUGGGGAAAUCGUCUCUAAAACAGCAAAUACACUUAGCAAUAGAGAUUUGGUUGUCAGCUCUUUCAUAGUUCUGAUUCUUGUGAGACGUAAAAGGACCCGCACUGCUGUUCAUAAAGGGUAGGGAACGUAGACCCCGGUAGUGUGAUCAACCUUAAGAAAACAUUGUAUCCGUCUGUGUUUGUGUGAUGCAGCAGAUCCACAUCGGCUUUAAGCUAUCGUGUAAAACUAUGAGAAUGAUGAUGUUGUUGAUAAUGGUGACGAUGACGAUGACGAUGAUGAUGAUGAUGCUGCUGAUAAUGAUGACGAUGACGAUAAUGCAAUGAUCAUGCUGAUGAUGAUGAUAAUUUUGUUGGCAAACUUAUUGAAUAUUCAUGUCCACUUCGGUCAACUCGCAUGACAAGAUCUCAUCAUGAAAAAUCAAUACAUCAGUUUCUCACAAAAUUGAUAAGGCCAGGUAUUUACGUAAGUGUUUCUGCUUGGAUAGAUUCGCCAUUGUCAAAGUGUAAUGGAAGAGCAAGAAAGUAAAAUCUCGUCUUACAUCGAACAACAUGAAGAUCUCAAGUCCACGGUGAGUAGGAGCAAUGGCAAUGGUUGCACUAUGCCUGUUUGCGCCAGUACAACGAAGUCUUGAGGAAGUGCCGUACAACCAAAGUAAUUUUAGUGGUUAGGGAAUCCAAGAAACCAACCAAACUCCCUACAAUUUAUUACAUGAUGCGCGCGUAAGCGUAGAGAAACACAUAAAACUUAGUCGUGGUGGGUGUUGGUUUUACUUGUGAUUGGUUCAGAAAACUGCGGAGGCCAUUCGACCAAACUCGGAAAUGAGGAAAAUCCUUUCGGCAGUCAGUUUUAACCACAAUAGGCCAUUUAGCAGUUUUAGAUGGAAACAAGGGUAGAGUUUACCUUGUUUUCAUACAACCCUCCCUGUUUUGUAUGUAAAUUGUGAGGUUCUUUUGUUAACUAGUAUUUUUCAAGCAUAAUUUCCAUAAGAAAAGAAAAAAAUGUGUUUCAAAACAUGGUCAAUCACAACUCAACACGAAAGCUGGGGUACAAGACCCACAACUGUAAAAUGAUAUAUUGUCCUGAAAGGGUCACUGCACUCAAUACGUUACGAUGGAGUAGGUGACCACUGUCAUUAGGAGGGAGCUUAAGCAGCGACGACGGGGGCGUCAACGAGAACGGCAAAAAAACAAUAGGUUUGGAUUGACAAAACACCUUUUUGCACAUUUCUUUGCCGUCACUGCACUACUUCAACGUAAAAGUGUCGAAUUUCUCGUUUUGUGGAGGACGAGAACACAAGGCAAUGCCUCUCUUUUUCUUUUCCUGAACUUCGAUACAGCAUGUUAAAAUUCCACUCCAGAAAAAAAAUUGCCAAAUUUUGAUGAAUUGAACGAGAUGGAAUAAGCGUGAUUAAGUUUGAAACAGUGCGACUUCACUUUUGUGACGUUUUCAUAGCCGCCGCCGCCGCCGCCGUUGUUGCUUAAGCUCCCUAUUAUCGCCAUUUUUGUUUUUAGAUUCGGGAUAAAGAAAAAUCUAAUGGUCAGCUAAGGGAGGAGCUUGGUGGAGUGCUAGAGAAAAAUAAGAACAUUAUGGAAGAGGUAGUGUAUAUAUGUGUUCCAUUUAUUUCCUUCGAUGAUUAAUUUCUUUCGAACAAAAACCUGAAAUCUGUUCAUUUUUAACAUGGUAAUCCCAUGCUGAGAACACCCUUUUUAUAUCCCAGAUUGCAGCGCGAGAUGCGGACAUCCGGGUUCUUAGAACAGACUUGAAUUCGGCGCAGAAGAAAAUUAAAAACCAUUCAAAUGAGGUAACGUGCACAGAUUACUUACUUAUCGUCAAAUGACUGACAGGCCAUUUAGUUUUAGAUUCUAUCUGACUCGGACUUCAUCCUUGCCCAGGUGAAACGUUACGAGGAGACACUUCAUCAAUUUCAGAAAGAUUUAGAAAGAGCUCAGGAGAAUCACAGAAACGCCACCGUACAGGUUUGUCAAGUUUUUCUGGUUUUAUGCGAAGUGUCAUAGGGUUACCAUACUUUUUUAUGUUACGUUUGGUCAGAAAGAAUAAGGGAUAGAGGGGGCAACGCCCAGUCUAGCCCUCAGGAUAUGUGAGUUUUACCAAAACUAUUUUUAGACAAAUUAAACGCUUGAAGUAAAUCGGAAAUUGGUUUCCAGAGAGGUCCGCAAAAUUUUAUUAUGUGUUAUCAAAAGAGAAUUCAACAGUCGCCAUUACAAUAUUCUGCAUUGUUUAUUUAGAGACAGUCGUGCAUGGACUUGAUGACGUGUCAAACAAUCAAUUAAAAUUUGCGGACGUCUCCGGAAGUAUUCUUCCGUUUAAUUACAACCUCUAAAAACAACUUCCCAUAUACCGGCCAAAGCCGGAAGAUUCCCUCUCUGCCAUCCCCAUUUUUGUCUUUGGUUUGGUACGUGCUCUGCGUCCGUCUUUGUUGUCGUUGUUGUUGUUUUUUGUUUGUUUGUUUAUUUUCUGGACUCGAGUUUUUGAAGGCGGUAUAUUUUUUUCUAUUUUCGUAUGAAACCGUCUAUAUACCUGAGUGACAACCUGGGUUGAAGAUUUUAACCCAGGCAUUUAGUGGGUAUUUGAAUGUCAAUUCCUUCUCAUUUUGACUUGUUGUAAGCUAAUUCUGGCCUUUUUUUUUGGCAGAUUGGAAACCUCGAAAAGAACGUACAGAAUCUGAAAGUGCAGUUGGCCGGUGCCAAUGGAAAUCACAAAGAAGCCAUGGAUCAGGUUAUUAAUUGCCGAGUUUUUGUUUUCCUGAAGAUAAUACUAAGAUAAUGUGGUAUAGACGUUUAGCAAUUUAAGAGUAUAAAAACACUCAGAAACUUGAGCUGAAGUUCUCUUUUGUUUGUAGUGCUUUUUUGUAGUUGUUAUCAAGGUUUUGGAAGCCGUCUUGACGGGUAGGCAAAAGCGUGAGAAAUUACAGUGUUUGAAUGAGAAUCUAAUUUCGUAUAAUUUCCGUAAAACAGCUGUCCUGAGAAAAAAAUAUAUGAAUUGUAAACUAAAGCUUCACUCCUAGGGAUUCUAUUGAAAAACUUUGAGGGCAUUAGCUGCGCUAGAACCACUUUUUAAAAUUUUCAAUACAUUUGUCUGUAGUUUUUUUUCCUGCCGACUAAAAUUGCAGACAAAUAUAUGGAAAGUCUGAAGCAAGCGACUGGACAAAUUUAAGGACGGGUGCGGCCCCAAAAUUUUGUCAGUAGAAUCCUUUGCUGUGUAGCUUUAGUUUACAAUUCCUACUUUCUUCAGAGCAGUCGUUUUACGAAAAUUACUUGACAUUAAAUUCUCAUUUUCUCACGCGGUUGCCUAGCGACAAGAUGGCUUCCAAAACCGUGAUAACGUCUUUUGUUUUUGUUUUUGUUUUCUAGUCUCGGCGUUCUUGUUUUAUGCUUUUUGACUCUUCUCUCUUUGUUUCAGUUGUCUCAGCGCUCUAAAAGCCUGGCAAAUACCAAGAUGGAGUUAGCAACAACAAAACAACAGAACCAGGCUAUGGAAGAACAGGUAUGACUAUAAAGCAAUCUUAGGAGGCUCUUGAAGAGAUCGCCUUUGUAAAGCGCAAUGCCAUAUAGUUAAAGGUGGUCGGUUCCAUUUGUGUCAUUUUGAUUUCUAAACCAAUUAAGUAAUUAAAUCCAUGCUUUUUUUGCUAUUGGCUAAGUUGUAACAUUGGAUUUGAUGUUACGUCUACGCUCAGAAUCUGCCCUAAUCAGGAUGCAUAGAGAGUCAUAUAAUUAACCACUUACCUUUCUGGCAAGCAGUAACUAACAUGUACUAGCUUAAAAGUCAUUUCAACUAGCCCCCCAAAAAAUUGUGAGCAUUUAUUACAGUUCUUUGUGAAUUCCCCUAAAAACGUUACUUAGCUUGCCCGUCGGGCAAGUUGAGAACCAAAUUCACUUAGCCGACAGCAGAAUCCGCUAUUCCCAGGCUAGCGGACAGAACUUUCUUUGCACACUGUCUAAUUUUAAGCAGGCUUUAUCGUAAGACCAGUCUACAAAAUGCGUGCCUUAUUCUUCUAUUCAUCUCUCCAGCUGCACAUUAAGCAAUGUUUACUUGCUUUCCUUUUCUCCCGUUUCACAGAUUUUGGCACUGGAGGAGAAAGCCAGAAAGUUAAAGACGGAUCUUAAAAGGGCUCAGGACAAAAAUAAAUAUUCAGAAGGGGAAGUAAGUUGGAAGAAACCAAGAUAUCUAGUCUUGUUUGUUGAUAGAGAACUUAAGAUUCGAGGAGGGGAACAACUACGCGCACGAGAUUUGACCUAAAGUUUACUCGCGUAUUCUUAAAAAAUAGACACGUCGGAAAGCUUCAUUGUACUCUUCACCACUACGUGUAGAAAAGUUAGCAGCGCUAUCUUUGCUGAAGAAGGUUAAGACCUCUCCCGGUCGCAAAAUUAUGAAACCUCUAACAUUUGAUAACUUGUUUCUGCCAUCACGACGUUCUCGCUAAAACUCGUAGUAGAAUGACGCCGACUAUCACGUUUUCCCGCCAAAAUGACGCUGGUUCACCGGCGAGCACUGCUAAGCCGAGUAUUCAAUCUCGUACUCGUAGUCGUCUCGUCUGAGAAUCUAAAGGUCUCUUUGUUCGUUGACGUCAUUCACACUACUUUCCCAUCAUCCAUUCAGUAUUUGCUCGUUCAUUUUUUUUUUCGUUUCACUUUGUUACUUCUUUCAGAUUCAACAGUACUCCAGGAACAUGGACGAACUCAAAAGUCAGUUAGGCCUUUCUCAAGACAAACUUCAUAAGCAAGCUCAAGACGCAACAAGGAGAGACGAGCAGUUAGUUGUUCUUAAAGUCGAACUGGCGACUUUGCAGGAAAAACAUCGGCUUAUACAAGAAGAAGUAUUUUUCCUGUUCCAUUUCUCAAAGUCAUUAACACAGUUCACUUUCUCAGUAUAGGAUCAGUAUAAGAUUAUGGGCAACUCCCCACCUACCCGUCCCCUAAACUAAAGUCAACUGCAAUAACUUCUUACCUAAAUAAAAAAUUGGGGUUAGAGGAGGAGUAGGUGGAUGGGCGGUUUCCCAGCCACACCNUUCUCGCUAAAACUCGUAGUAGAAUGACGCCGACUAUCACGUUUUCCCGCCAAAAUGACGCUGGUUCACCGGCGAGCACUGCUAAGCCGAGUAUUCAAUCUCGUACUCGUAGUCGUCUCGUCUGAGAAUCUAAAGGUCUCUUUGUUCGUUGACGUCAUUCACACUACUUUCCCAUCAUCCAUUCAGUAUUUGCUCGUUCAUUUUUUUUUUCGUUUCACUUUGUUACUUCUUUCAGAUUCAACAGUACUCCAGGAACAUGGACGAACUCAAAAGUCAGUUAGGCCUUUCUCAAGACAAACUUCAUAAGCAAGCUCAAGACGCAACAAGGAGAGACGAGCAGUUAGUUGUUCUUAAAGUCGAACUGGCGACUUUGCAGGAAAAACAUCGGCUUAUACAAGAAGAAGUAUUUUUCCUGUUCCAUUUCUCAAAGUCAUUAACACAGUUCACUUUCUCAGUAUAGGAUCAGUAUAAGAUUAUGGGCAACUCCCCACCUACCCGUCCCCUAAACUAAAGUCAACUGCAAUAACUUCUUACCUAAAUAAAAAAUUGGGGUUAGAGGAGGAGUAGGUGGAUGGGCGGUUUCCCAGCCACACCUCCGUGGCAUUCUCUACAGUCUCUCUUUGACUCUCGAAAAGAAGACUCUGCAUGUGUUGGCUGUUUAAGUCCUAUUUUAAACGUCAUAUGCUCAAGGCUAACCUCGUACUGGCGUAGUGUCGGCGUAGAAGUGUUGAUGCACAUGCAGAGUUGUUGUUUUGCCUAUUUAAACUUUUUUUUGACGUUCCCAUUGCCGUCACCGUCGUAAACUAUAUAUAAUCUGUAGAUGUCAAUCACCGCAGUAAACGAAUAAAAAAUCUGCAAUAGCACAAAGUCUGUCUAUUGUCAGCGUAGAGCUACAUUAAAGUUGUUAUUUGCUUUUUAGAAUGAGAAACUGAAGCAAGAACUUAUCAUCUCUCGCCAACAACAUCAAAGUUGUCUUGAAGAGGUGCGUAGAAAUAGAUUUGUGUGUAAGUUUGUGUAAUACGUCUCUACCUCAUCUCCAGCGGUGUUCUCAGCAGAGCAAUAUAAAAUAAAGUAAUUGACCCACCCCAAAACAAAAUCUUACUCUCAAAAGAACUUUAGGUGCAAUCAUCUUUAGGAAUCGCCGAACCGAUUGCAAGCAGUACAGAUAUAAAAAAGAAAUAUGCUCCUAGCAGCAGCUACAAAUUUGGAGGUAUACGCCAUCCUGAAAAAAGACCCUACCGCGCGAAACAUGUCUUUUUGCACCACAUCGCAUUGAUAAAAUUUUGUGAGAGGCUGUUGCAAUGACCUCGCACCAGAAUGACAAUAAGGAGCACUUCAGAAAUCAGCUCUUGCUUCCAAAUGAGAGGAAUCGAUACUUAAUUCAACGAUGACCGCGUUGGUAAUUUUGUCUCCUUUAAUACAUGUUAGGUCCAAACUCUUCGUAUAUCUUUGGAGGACGCUCGUGCCAAUGGCGAUCGGCUGCAUCGAGAAAGUGAACUUGUUGUAGAGAACGUGAACAGCUGGGUGAAAGAGCAAAAGUGAGUAUCAUCAGCUGAUUAUUGUGAUUUCAAAGUGGGUUAUAAUGCCAUUUGCUGAUUAACACUGUUUUCAUGUCAUUUUUAGGCAGGGAAACGAAAGGCUUGCUACCAGAUUAAGGUAUGUAACUUUCAGUUGUAGGUAGGUAUAGUUGACCUAUCAAACGAUGUAUAGACCAUUUUACAGUAGAGAGCUUAGUAACCUAGUCUUCGAGUGAAUGUGAGGCUGAGGUUGGCCUUGUUUUGAUACAAACAUCCUUUGUUUUCUUAUACAAAUUAUGCUGGAAAAAUACUGGUAAGCAAAAGAACAACAUGAUUUUUAUAAGAUGGAAGCAACGGCUGUAUUUAAAACAAGGUCAACUCCAGCCUCGUUUCUAUCUAUAACUGUAAAAUGGCCUAUUGACUGAUCGACCGACUGAGUGAUUAAUUGAUUGACCGACCGCUUGGUUAAUUGACUGAUUGACUGACUGAUUGAUUGAUUGAUUGAUUGAUUGAUUGAUUGAUUGAUUGAUUGAUUGAUUGAUUGAGUGAGUGAGUGAGUGAGUGAGUGAGUGAGUGACUGAUUGGUAGAUUGAUUGAUUGAAUGGUUAAUUGAUUGAUUGAUUGAUUGAUUGAUUGAUUGAUUGAUUGAUUGAUUGAUCUUCAAACGUGAUAUGUAGAAACGUUGGGAAUAUUAUUCCAGAUACAUUUGGAUAUGCGAAACUGGCCAUUCUUACUUUUUUUUUCCAUAGAGAGCAAGAUGCGCGAAUUACAGCCCUGCAAUCAGAAAAGGAGUACGUACUUUUCGUUUUGCUUUGCUUCGAAAUUUUGAUAAACAAUGAAAUCUUAUCAAGUAUGCAACUAACUGGACGUAACGAUGCUCUAGAGAAAAACAGAACAAGGAAAGAAGAACAGGCAGCUCAGAAAUCGAAUUGUUCUUUGCUGAAACGUUUUAAUCAUUAUUUUAAAUCCUAUCAUGUUUCCUAAUUUUUGCCGCCCUAAACAUUUUUUUCCUCUUUCAAUAGUGAGCGUUUCUACGAUGAAUUUUCCUGGAUCGACUGCACCUUCCUACAAUUUCGUAUCAGGUCGCCAAAUUAUCUUCAUCAGAUUUAGUGCGGUUCGAUUGAACAAUAUUUUGUCAUAAUGCUUAAUGAGCAUUACUUUACUGUUGUAACUGCAGGAAAAACGUUCUGUAAAUGAUUAAGUCGCUUCAUACAAAGUGGUAACUGAGAAGUUUUGUUUUUCUCCAAUUGUCUAGACGUCUUGAAGAAUCAGCAGGGACUCUAAAGAAAGAAAACACAGUUAUUAAAACAGAACUAGGUAAGUAAAAAAAUUACUUAGAGUUUCGGCAACACCUAGACUCUUGUUACUUUCGUUGUUGUUUUCAUUUAGUUACUGAAAGAAAAAAAUAGAAGGGAAUCUCAGUUGACGACGUCUUUAUUUGGUUAAAUUUUUACAGAGGAACGAAGAAUGGAUAGUGAGCGACUCAAGGUAAGUUUUAACCUACUUUUUUCUCAGCAGUGUCAUAUUCUCUGUUCACUGGAGCUCCUUAAGAGCUUACUCUGCUAAAGAAUUGUGGGAUACUAUUGAGGUACUCCAUUUAAAAGUUUUCCUCCACCAAGUUACACUUCAGCUAAGGGCGCUUUCCAUUUGUCAGAAUUAGAAUUUCACUUUUUAUCAAAGCUAUCCAGCCAGAUCAGUCAAAUCCUAAAUAGUAUGCACGAAGGAAAUCGUUUUUCAUCAAGAACUCUUGGAAAAAGCGUAUAGGUGGUUUUCACGUUACGUCAUCGCCGCCAUGCUGGUGGACGGUAAACAAGAGAUCGCUCAUUAGUUCGCUUUGUUUGUCCACCAGCAUUUGUUCAUUUCACCAUUGUUAUUUGUGUCUCCCGAGAUUGCAUGAAAACCAUCUAUUUCAUUUCGAAAUGACCGGUCCGGCCAUGGUCCGGCCGGCCAGUUCUGAAUUUUGGAAAGCGUAAGUCAUGUCAAGUCAAGCGUACCCCCAUAAGGGACAGAUAUGCAAGGACAGAUAAUUAUACAGACCUAGCCUCCUACUUCUAAUAUUGCCUCUGAUGUAAUAACGCUCCAUAUAAACUUCAUUGUUGCAAAGACAAUUCAAUUUAAUAGCAUGUAGGUAUCCUAUUAUUCUUUCGGCGCGUAUGAUAUUUUGUUAAUACUCAUGAUACAUUAUCAUUAUAAUUUGCGGUUAACGGUCUUUCCGAUUAUUAUCAAUACAUAGUUGUUUUGUUUUCUGUCAAAAAGAAAUUACCGCGUGUGCUGAAAAAUCUUUUAGAACAUUUAAGUUUUAUUUGCGGCGCUAUAAAACGCAUUACAAUUCUUUGAUUUACACUCCAGUCAACUAGAAGAUAAUUAAAAUCAAAUUAUCUCAGAGAUUCUUUGAUUUUCCCAGUGAAAAAAACUGAUGAUACGUCGUUUUUCAGAUGAUAAAUAAACGAAAAGAUCAUAGAAACGUGGAAUGUAUUUGCGUCAAAAAACCCUGUUUCAAAGCUUAAAGGCUGUCCACCUGCACGCCGUAAUUUUAUGUUUGGUCAAAUUCAUUUUAACCUAAUAAACGCCUAUACAAUCUCAUUAACGCGGACUGCUUGAUUUAAACAUUAAAUAUUUAAGCAUCUCAGUUUUUGUUUCAUAACAGAUGAAUAUUGUAGCUUGUUAGUUAGAUGGAUGUGGGCAAAUUAUGCGUGACAAAUGCCGCUCGUAUUGAUUAACGGAGAGAACAUAUUCUUCUCCACAAGCGAUAACAUAGGUGCAAGGUUAUUGCUCUCGUACAUUGCUCUACACAAUUCCAGACUACGUAUUUAACGACAACGUGAAAACCUGUCAUUUUCGGAAACAUUUGUUACAUUUGUAUAUCUCAAAAGUUCGCUGGCAUCUAAAGUUUCCAAACUUUCCUCGCCAGAAAGAUUUUGAAGCAGGUGCGUUUUUGAAAAAGAAAAGAAUUCUUGAAAUUUUAAAUUCCAAGAUGUCGGAGUUUGGUGAUUCGGACUCCGUGCACAGUGGAGACAGUUCAGUUCUUCUGUGUAUCGGCACGCCUCUCCUCGGUUCCUUAACAAACUUGGACGGCUUUGGAAAGAUUCGCGGAGGGUGCACCAAUCCUGUUCAUAACUGUUCGUGCUACGUACUUUUUGAGCAUCAGCUCAGUUACGCUUGUCUCAAUUGUCAGGGGCUUUGCCCUGCGUUUUCGCAUGUAAGUUGAAAUGGCAAAUUUUUUUUUUUUUUUUUUCAUUUCUCUUCUUAACUUUCGCUAUAAACAAGAAGAAUCCCACUUCACUCUUAUCAACUCUUAAGUUGGAUUCUCGACCUGACGCCCACUCGGUGUGUGAGAAAAAAUAAUAGUCUUUUCAUUCGCUUUCGUUUUUACUUCCUGAGUCGCUAAGCUCAUGAUUUCAGGUUGUAGUAAAGCAUAAAAAAAGUUAAAAUAAUUAUAAAUGGAUAGUAUACUUGACAAUUAUUGGAUGAGGCUGAACAUCAUCUGAAGAUAUCUCGGAGGGUCUAAUUGGCCUCUGCGGAUAACACUCUCCGAGAUCUCCAUAAUUCUUUAGAUGAUACUCAGCCUCAUCCAAUAACUGUUAAUUAUACGGAUUUGCUCGUGUGAGGGAAAAAGCUGAUGCUUGCGCAGUUUAAAGAGAUUAAUCACAUUUAAUCGCUUUUUUUUACAGUCUUGAGUUUGUACUACCGCGGCUAGCUUUGUGGAAGUUGAUAAACGUAUAUAGGUUAUUUUUUACUUGUUUAAAUCCUCAGGCUUUGCAGUCGCAUUCAGCUCAGCAACAAGUGCUUCUUCAUCAACUUCGCAACCGCUUACAAGACUACGAGUGAGUUCUUUUGAUUUUAUACAUGUAAUAGUUACAUGUAGUGUCUUACCAGUUUCGAGUCUGUGUUCUGCGUUGUUUAUAUUGCUUCAUAUAUAUAUAUUUAUUUUUUUUUGCUCCCAAGUUGAUAUUUUCAAAUUAAGGCAAUGUGCAGUUGUUCAGCAUUUACACGAUGUUUUUUCCUUGUCUGCCAUUAACAAGUUUUUCUACUUACUUUCUCUCUUGCUCGCUUUAUUAGUCUUCCACUCUCGUCCACUUUCCUUGCUUGCUUAUUCGGCCAUAACCUGGUUCAUUCGCUUUAAACUUUUCAGUUUUAAUUAUUACUUAUUUAUCUAUUUACUGUACUCAUUGUUUUCUACUGAAGAAACGACCAGAACACAGAGGCAAUGAGCAAAGCACACGCAAUAGAAGAACUUCACAGCCGAUUAAAAACUAACGUGGAAAGCAUUCAACAACUCAAUCAACAGGUAAUUAUGGGCAAUAAUGCGCCUUACUCGACCAGGAAUUAACCGACCUUCACUUUGACUAUUCACGCGUUUUGGGUAUUCUUCUUGUUCUUGUUAAUUAUUUCGUUCUGCUACUAUUUUAUGGAGUUCAGAUUUGUUCACUAUUUAGUAUGCUCACGGAAAAAAGGAAGAGAAUUUUAAGUCAUCAACACUCUUGACUUUUCCCGCGUUCCCGCUUUCUCAUGCUUUUUCGUCCUUCGUUUCUACUCUCGUACAAAGAACGAGGUUUUGUAGACUGUUUGCAGACGUCUUAGCUAUUUUCUCGUAUAUAUUAUAUGAUAUCGUCGCAGUUUGCGCCGAAACUUUAAAUAGCCGAUACGCACUUACAACUUUGUUCUUCAAGGAGUCUUUUCCAGUUCAGAGUUCCUCAGAUAAGUGAAACAAAACCAUCGCAGUAGCAACCUUCUUUUAACGCUAUUUUCCCACACGUCAUGAUUUCUUUCCAUUUUGACAGCUUAACACUUUGAAUAAAGAAAAUCUCCGACAAAGACACAUAAUCGAUAGAGAAGCAUCAGCGAGAAAGGUUAGUGUACAACUUCGAUGUGCUAAUCGACUGUUUAGCUUGUAUGUUUGUGUUCCCAACUAACUUCUUACCCUAAACUUCUAGGAUUUUCCGUUAAUAAUUCCAUGAAAGAAAAUAUUUUCUUUUUUCCUUUUUUCCAUUAGAGUCUUCAACUUCAGUUGGAGACACGUGAUCAAACGAUCAUGUCGCUUAAAUCUCAGUUGGAGUCUUAUAAGUUUGCUGACUUACCUCACCGAGAUACAGACAACAUAGUAAGUGGCAUGUCACAUCACUUCUCUUACUUUUUAUUGCACGUGCUACUCACGUGUACAAUGUUGUCUCCACAUAGUACUAGCGAAAACUAGUGCCAGUCGCUGUCUGUUGUGUCACUACCGUGUAUUUCCGGAUGUCCAAGACUGUUUACCGUGUAGAGGGAAAAACCGGUUGGUUCGCGGUUUCAGUCAAUGGUAAACAAAAUUCAGGACUGUUUCAUUUCAUCCCGGAAUCGCGCUUACCAUUUCUACAAAUCAGUUCUAUUUACUGCGAAAAGGCCGCGAAAGCCUGAGACUGGUAUCAAAGAUAGCUUGUGAGAAAUGGAACACGAAUAUCCGUUUGGAACAUUCCUUCCGGAAAAACAGGAAUGAAUGAUGAAUGAAUGAAUGACCGAAAAAAUGACUCAAAAGUUCGUGUUCCAUAUACCUUCCAGCCGGAUUUUCCGGAAAGACUUUUUGUAAAUGGUAAACAACCAAUAUCUUCGGUAACGAUCGGGUUCAAUUUCGAUAAACUUUCAAGGCUCCUGAGAUUGCUGGUAGCCUUGUUCAGUAGAGCAGCUUUUCAGGAGGUAUCGUCGCUUCAAAUGAUCACACCUUAGUUUUAAACAGUGACUCUCCCAGCAGUGGUCGGUACGUGUCACAGUGACAUCAGCCUUGCUACACAUGUUUUCUCGCCUUGGUAAUAUUAUGCGUUUUUGUCGAGCAUAAAAUGACAGGUCUCAAAAAUAGCUUACAUUAUAGCGCGGAGAAAGGAGAAAUGGCCACUCAAUCAAUGUCAAAGUCGGCCAUUUUUAUAGUUGUGUGCUCAGUGACCUGGCCUUUAAAUUGACUCGAGGCUGAAGGGGCCUUGUUUUGUUACAAUCCUUCCUCAGUGUUUAUCACAUAUAAAUGAUCGUGUCAGAGGCUUGUUAGCAUGAGAAUAACACGAUUUGCAUAUGAAAAGCUGGCAGUUUUGUAACAAAACAAGGUCAUCCCGGGCCUCACUUCUAUACAAAGGCCAUGGCACUGAACACUCAACAGCUCUUCGAGGGGCAGCUGCAGCUUUUCAACUGUAAGGCAUGUUUUUUGUCCUCAGAUGGAUGUCUAUGGACUGAAUGACUCAGCGUACUCUUCACUAGACAAAGGAUUGUAAGUAAGAAUUAAAUGAUUUAAUUUUACCACUGUUACUUUCCUCGACUCACGGCUUUUUGUUUCUUUUUCUCAGGCAAAAGUCUGCUCAAAAGGAUAAGGUAAUGUCUAUUUAGUUUUCUUGUUUUGCUUGCUUUGUUGGACGCCACUACAGCUUCUGAAUCAGAAAACGUAUUAUUGCAUUUAGAGUUCGAUAUGCCUAUUUGGUAGCUGUAUCAUUGUGUGGGCUUGUCCGGCAGCAAUAACUCAGGUGUAACCAUAUCACUUGCAGAUUUCUGACUGAAAUCACUAUAAUCCUUGACUUAAACGGCCAUUCAAAUACAGGACUGAACGUUCCCGUAAUAGUUUUUUCGCUAGUGCAACAGAAAUUGCUAAAUAAAUUGUAAUUGUUAGGAUAAUAGCUUAAUGGAAAUAGGUUGUAGUUUAGAAAGGUCUUGUAAUUCUCGCAAUUUUUGUAAAUUUGGAAAUUUUUUAAUGAUUGUAUGCUUCUUGCGUAUAAUCUUAUGUUUUAUUUACUUUUGUAAGCAAAUAGUAAUUCGGUUUUUCGGUAGAAUAUGCUUAAUAACGUAUAUUGUCUUACUGUUUGUUUGUUUGUUUUUUCCAUCUUAUUUAUGAAGGUGAGGUCCAUAAUGAGGAAGGAAAUGGAUAAAGCUGGCGUUAAGGACCCUCAGGUUCUGGACAAGUCCUACUGGAUACAACGUGUCGGUGAGGUAUGCUGUGUCACCGAGCAAGCCCUCCCCCUACCGUAACUUAAAAAAAGCCUUCAAGGGUGGGGAAAAUAAGCUCUCGUCUACUUGAGACUUGAAAGACUUGAUUUUGAAUUUUAAGUAUCUGUUAAUAGAUGGACGCGACGUUUUUGUUCGCAUUUGCAAGCUCGAGUCAUUUCGUACCAGCCAUGACUGGUCAUACGUUUACCGCACGGACAUCGCCUUUCUUCGUAAGUCAUAUUUUAUCAGAUAACCACAAAUGUUGAAGCCAGUCAGUGAACUCUCCUUCCGCGUUUUAAUGCAGCUUAAUAAAUUGACUCGAUGCUGCCCUACCGCGAGACAAUUUCUACGGGUGAGGGGUAGUACCGUAUUUCGAGUAGGCGCUAUGUGGGGUGGCCUUUCAUUGUUUCAGGGACCAAUCUCCGGACGAAGGCCUCGAUUCCGCUUUGAAUUUUUUACUUCGUUUGUUUAUUAAACAGAGCAAGCAGCAUUGACCACUAAUAAUACAGUGUUUGUUAUAUUCUCAUUUUCUUUAGCUUUCGAUUCAGCUUCAACAGAGUAGCGAGUACUGGGCGCAGAAAGUACGAGAUUUAACUACACAGAUGGAUAAUCAACAAACAUGAAAAACAAUUUGGUAAAGCCUCUAUAGGAACAUUUUAUAAUUUAUAUACUAGGGAGUCAUUAGCGGAUUAAAUAUCGCAUGAUGUAUCUCUCUUUCUUCGCCUUGGAACUUAUAACCCAUAUAAUAAGAGAUGAACGGUUUAGCUGAAAAAAAAUGGUCUUUUUAGGAUUGUUAUUUUAUUCUUCGCCACAGCUAGUAAUAUUAGGAAAUGAAUAUGACAAUAUAUUUAGUGAGAGUGUCAAUUUAUCUGUAUACGACUGAUUCUCCCUUGCUUUUUUUAUAGGCUAUUUCCGAGUUUCACCAAGCCUCUAUUUCAAAGCCAGGCUAAGUACGAAGCUAUUGAUAUGAAAAUAUCUUUUUAUUUUCAUGCAAAUAAAACUCAUUUUCACAAGAAUGGUUUUGCACCUAUUGUAGCUUCGUGUUGAAAGUCAGAGUUUUUGGAACUCGGAAAUGGCCUAUUCGAAUACUUACAGUGAGCUAUAACCCUUUCAAAAUUUUCUUUUAUUUUAUUUUUAUGUAACCAAUAAGGCAACAAGUCGCGAUCGGUUGUCUCUUCACAGCCAAAUUUUAUUUUACAGUGAGAAAAUUAUAUAUUUUAUCCUUAUGUUUUAAGAGGAUUUUUAAGUUUCUUGUGAAGAGAAUGCAAAUCUUUAUUUACU